AUGGAACCGACACCGGGCGGCGACAGGUUCUCCUCGCUCGACGAACUGCAGCGACAGCUAAACGAGGACUUUGCCCAAUCGAUCGGUCCGCUGACUCCGACGCCGGAUCAUGCCGGAGCGGCAUCGGGAACAUCGGCGGGCUCCUCCGGUGGUACGAUCGCGACCACCAUCAGCACGGUGGUGCUUCAGGGUGGUCCUCUCCAGCUGGUCGUGGCAAUACUGAAGAGUGGUGAAAAAUUGUACAUAAAGGUUGCAGAUCUGCAGCCAAAGUUCACAUUUCUCGGACCAAGUCUGGACGAUGCGCUAAAGCUUCAGAAUGAACACGACGCACUGCUGCGGCAGAUACAGAACCUGCCAACGCCGCUGGAGGAGUUCUAUCGCAAGAUACAGGAAAAGAUUGCAUCCAACGAAAGACCCAACCCGAAACUGAUCGAAGAGAUGGCCGCCUCGCUGAACGCCGUCUGGCACGACAUCAAAAAGAUGCUGGCGGAGCGGCGCGAGAUCGUGGCGCUGAACGUGAGCUUCUUCGAGCGGCUCGGCGAGGCGUACGGCAAGAUGUCGUCGCUGGAGGUCGCCUGCAACGACACAAUGAUCCCGAUCGAGAUCGACGCGGUGCGGGAGUUUCUCGAUUCGUUCCGCAACCUGCGCGGGGACAUGCUGGCCGCCAUCUCGGCGACCCUGAAAGCCGGCAACCAGAUGCUGGACCGGUUGCGCGUUCUCGCCGACCUAGGAACGCUCGAUUCGCGCCCGAACCACAUCAAGCUAGAUGCGGCGCAAGCGAUAGGCCAGGUGGAAGCGUGGCUGGAGGAUCUCUCCAACCGGCGCAACCAGCUCGAGCAGGCGUGGCUGUCGCGCAAGACACAGCUCGAGCAGUGUCUCACGCUGGCCAUCCUCGCGAAGGAGCUGGCAGAGAUCGAACAGACCCUCGCGCGAGUACGCAGCCAGAACCUGAGCUCGUUCACGCUGGGCGAGUCGGCGGAACAGGCGCGGGAUCUGCUGGAGACGUACCAAAAUCUCAAACCGGAGGCGGCGUUACUGCGCGACAAGACGCUCAAGAUCACGAAAGCGACCGAGGAGCUCCUGACGACUGGAUGCUUCGCCGGCGAUGAAGCCUGCGCCAAAGCGUACAGCGUGCUGAGUGCGUGCUCCGAGCUGCUGGAGGAAAUCGAUCGCCGCGAGUCACUGCUGGGUCAGUCGAGAGAGUUCUUCGGACGAGCCGCAACCAUCCUCAAGCGGCUCGAUCAGCUCGAACUGGAGUUCGGAAGCUCCCAGGCGCGGCCAUCGUCUUCGAACGACCUGCCGGCGCACCAGAAGCUGCUGCAGGACAUCCGCGAAUCGAUCGGCGAGGUAUUGCAGAUGGGCUACUCGCUGGUAGAUGACGUGGGCCGCACGAAACCGGAGGUGGCCGGCGUACAGGCCAUGAUCGAGCGGAUCGAACUACGCAAGCUAACCUUCGAACGAUACUGCAACGAGGAGAGCGAACGAAACGUGCGUGCCUCGCAAGCGUUGAACGAGUUCUUCGAGCGCUACGGGCAACUGGUUGCGUGGCUCGAGGAAGCCUGGCAGGAGCGCAUCGUGCGGGGUUGCGCCAUCCAUCGGAUGGGCGAAAACGUCGCCGAGGCGAAGGAUUGCUUGCUGCUGCACCACCAGUUUCUAAACGAUUUAGAGAUCAAAGGCAACGCUAUUAAUAACCUGCUGGUACGGCUGACGUCGAGCCUGGAGCAGCUCGCCGACGAGCAGCGCGAUGACGUGCAGCGGAAGAUCGAUCUCAUCCGCCAGAAGUGGAUCGAGCUGAAGAACUACGUCAUCGAGCGGGUCGACCUGCUGAAGCUGUACAUCAAGUUUCACCAGGAAGCGGAAACGCUGCGCAACCAGUUCGACGCGUACGCCAUCCAGUUCGCGACGUUCAAGGACAACCCGGCCGACCAUUCGCUCAUCCUGGCGGCGACGGCCAACAUCCGGCAGACGCUGGAGAGUCUCCGCACGAAUGGUGCGCAGUGUGUGGGUCAGCUGCAAAAGAGUGUGGACCCAUACUUGCAGAAAACUCGCGCAGCGCAGUGCGUCGAGCGGACGGUUGCCGAAUUCGCCGAGCGCCAGUUGGCCAUCAGUAAUGAGUGGGAAAGCUGGAACGCUCGACGCCGCACGGAGACCACACUGAAGCAAAUCAUGGCUGCCAAUAUAGAGACGUUGGCUGUAACAACUAAGCUGGAGGAGCAGUUGUACCCGAUCUUUAGCACCGCCUUGGACAAUCCGACCGAUCUGCUAGAGUUUAUCGAUCGCAAGCGGGCGCAAAUCCAGGCGGAUAUUCGCACGGCCGAGAUGGACCUGACGCAGCGCUUUGAUGCGAUCGCCCAGCUGGAGAGUGAUGCGACCGCGAGCGUUGUGGAGGAUAUUGUUGCGAUGAAGAACAACUUGAACUCCAUCAAGACGAAGCUGCACUCGAUGGGUGCGGACUUUGCGGAGCUCUCCGAACCGAUCGAGCAGUUCCUGCGCUCGAUCGUGCACUGCCGCGACGGCAUCAAGGAGUACUUCGCGACGAAACAAACCGUCACCGAUCUGGGCAGCGUGGAAGCGAUCGCCGAGGGCUACGAGCAGUUCAAGCAGGGCACGAUGGAACACUUCCGCAGUCUGCUGCAGCAGAGUGAGCAGAUCAUCGAGCGCAUCAAGGCCCAGGAGCCGCCGGGAGCGAAGGAGAUGGACACGGACAAGAUCAUCACCCUGCUGGAGAACCUGCGCACCUACUUCGAGUCCCAGACCGAGUCGGAGAACAGCGAGCUCAAGAAGCAGCACAGUGUGCUGGCGUUCGAUCGGGAGCUGAACGACGUUCGCGGCACCAUCCGGACGGCGGGUGAGCGGUUGGAGCAGCAACGGGGCAACUAUGGCACGAAUCUGGCCGAGGCUCAGACGGCUAAGGUGGUUUUCGAGGAGUACGCAACGAGUCUGCAGGAGCUGAAGGAACGUGUCGAUACUUUCCUGAACUCUGGAGCGGAACUGGUGCGACAGUAUCCGGAGACAAGCCCGUACGUCGAAUCGGAAACAAACAAGAUUCGCAACGAAUGGUCGGAGCUCCUGCGUAAGCUGGAGGAGCACCGAAGCCUCUACAAUAUCGCGAUCGAGUAUUUCACGUUGAUCAGCUCGGUUGAGGACAACUACCGCACACUCAAUGCAGAGCUGAUCAAUGCCAACAACAAGCUGACCAUCUUGAACAACGUCGACGUGGCGAACGAUCUGGUCACGCAGGUGGACGCCACCAUUCGAACGCAUGAAACGCAGCAGCUGGACACGCUGAAGCACAUUUCCAGCCUAUCGACGCGGCUGUACGGUUGCGAUAAAACCGUCACCAUCUACACGGAAAACACGAAGCUCUUCCAGACGUUCUACAAGAUCAAGACGGAGGUGUACGAGCGUGCGAAGGAGUUGGCGGAGCAGCAGCGCCAGCGCGAAGAGGAACAGCAACGCCAGGAAGAGCUGCAGCGCGAACAGGAGCUGCAACGGCGCAAGGAACAGGAGCGUCUCGAGCAGCUACAACGCGAGCAAGAGCAACAGCGACUCGAGCUGGAACGAUUGGAACAGUUGCAUUUAGCUGAGGAACAGCAACGUUUGGAACAGCAGCGGCUGGAACAGUUACGACUGGAAGAGGAGAAGCUCCGUUUGGAACAGCAACGUCUGGAGCAACUCCAGCGCGAGCAGGAGCAACAGCGUCUCGAACAGCAACGCCUCGAACAGCUACAACUGGAAGAGGAGAAGCUUCGCUUGGAGCAGCAACGGCUCGAGCAACAGCGUUUGGAGCAGCUGCAACGUGAGCAGGAGCAGCAACGCGCCGAACAAGAACGCCUCGAACAGUUACGACUUGAGGAGGAGAAGCUGCGCUUGGAGCAGGGACGCCUCGAACAACAACGUUUGGAGCAGCUCCAGCGUGAGAAGGAGCAACAACUUCUCGAGCAGCAACGCCUCGAACAGCUACGAUUGGAGGAGGAAAAGCUACGCUUUGAGCACGACCGUCUCGAACAACAGCGUCUGGAGCAGCUGCAACGUGAACAAGAGCUUGCUUCGCAGCAGCAAAAAGAGCGUGAAGCACCGCCCGUUGUUGAGGAGGUUAAAAUCACAACCACUUCGCACUCGAGCUUGCCACAUCAGCAGCAAUCGUUCGAUGUGCAAACCAUCGAUGAGGAACAGUAUCUGCAAGAACCGCAAGCUCCGCUGGUGAUUCAGACCGUCGAGGAGCAGAUUCACGAGCAAAUCCACGAAGUGGUCACGACGACGAGCACACUUUCGUCGGUCCAAACCCAACCCCAGCCGGAGGUGAGCUUAUGCUUCGUCCAACCGUUAGCCGACGUUUGCGUACAGGAAGGACAACGUGCACGCUUGCAGUGCGUUGUAGCCGGGUUUCCCGAUCCAACGAUCGAGUGGUACAAGGAUGGGAUUAGCGUGCAGGGUAAUUCCGACUACCGGACGGGCUUCGAUGCGGCCAGCGGCGUGUGCACGCUCGUGAUCGAUGAAACGGUCACCGCCGACAGUGCCAACAUCGUGUGCCGGGCGACGAAUGAUGCAGGCGUUGCCGACACCACCGCCCGGCUGCUCGUGACGGAGGUUCCCCCACCGCCGAAGCCCGAAGGCAACGCGCCGGUGUUCACGAUGAAGCUGCUCGACGGUGGCGUCGCCCAGGAGGGUCAACCGUUCCAGUACGACUGCAUCGUCACGGGCACGCCCCCGCCGACGGUUCACUGGUUCAAGGCCGAUCGCUGUAUCGACGGUUCGCCCGACUAUCGACAGUCGUACGAUCCGGCUUCGGGUGUGGCCUCGCUGCGCAUCGAGCAAGUGUACCUCGAGGAUCAGACGCACUACACCUGCCGCGCGGUAAACGAUUGCGGAUCGGACGAGACGACGGCGUUCCUCACGGUCAAGCCGCUGGAACCGACCGAGUUUCCCGACUUCCCGGAGCCGCUCUCGAACGUGAUGGCGCGGGUGGGGCAGAAGAUUCGGCUCGAGGCCAAAGUGACCGGCACACCGCAACCGGAUCUGAUGUGGACCCACAAUGGGAAGCACUUCACCAACCGGGAGGUCAAAUUCUUCUACGAAAACGGCCGAGCGCAAUUGGUCAUUGACGAGGCAUUCCUGAAGGAUGCUGGUGUCUACACGCUGACCGCCAAGAAUCUCGCCGGUGAACAGUGCUGCUCGUGUAAUGUGGUAGUGAAGGGUCGGCUGCCGAACGAAACCAGCGACUCGGAACUAGCAAGCGAUAUGGAGCCCGUGAAGCCGUCGGUGCAGCUGGCGCUGCGCGACGUGUCGGUGUUCGAGGGGAAGCCGGUCCGGCUGGACUGCGUGAUCGUCGGUCAGCCGGAGCCGGAGGUGAUCUGGUACCAUGGCGAGCGGCCGGUGAAGGAGUCGGCCGACUUCCAGCUGCUCUUCCAGGGCGACCGCUGCUCGCUGGUGAUCCGCGAGGCGUUCGUGGAGGACGCGGGCGAGUACCGGGUGGUGGCUAUAAAUAGUGCCGGCGAGGCGUCGAGCCAGUGCGCGCUCAUCGUGACGCCGCUGAACGCGACCGGCGGUGUGCCGGCGGCGGUGCGCCAGCAGCCGGCGGUGAUGGAGCGCGCGCCGGCGGUGGCCGGAUCGCCGCCCCGCUUCGAGCGCCUGCUGGCCGACAUCCUCGCCGACGAGGGCGAGCGGGUGCAGUUCGAGUGCGCGGUCAGUGGCGAUCCGCGCCCGAACAUCCGGUGGUACGUGAACAACCGCGAGAUCGCGACCGACGUGGCCGUGUCGCCGAGGGUGCACUGCGUGGUGCGGGAGGACGGCGUGGUGAAGCUCAUCAUCGAGCGGGUGCUGCCGGACGACAAGGGUGUGUACACGGUGAAGGCCGUCAGCCCGGCGGGCGAGGCCAAGUGCUUCUCGAACCUGAUCGUCAAGUCGAUCAACGCGCCCGAGUUCGAGGCGGUGCCAGCGUUCCUCACCGAGAGCCAGCUGUGUCCGACGUUCCGCGAGCUGUUCGCCGACCGCGUGGUGCGCCAGCACGAGCCGACCAAGUUCGAGUGCAUCGUGGUGGGCAAGCCGCAGCCGAAGAUCCGCUGGUUCUUCAACGACCAGCCGGUGCAGGGGCACGACUUCCUCGUGUCCACCAGCGGCGACCGGCAGGUGCUCACCAUCCCCGAGGUGCGCCCGGAGCUGACGGGCAAGAUUACGUGCUACGCCGAGAACGAGGCGGGCAACGCGCAGUGCGUGGCGAUCGUGCAGAUUCUCGAACAGCUGGCUGGUGGUGGGUUCCCGACCACGCCGCAGCUACCGACGCUCCAGACGACGGGCGAGUCGAUGCAGCAGGUCGACACGAGCGGCUCGUCCUGCGUGACGCUGCAGAAGCAUGUGACCACCACCAGCUCGUCCUCGUUCUCGUCGUCAUCGUCGGCGACCGUGCAGCAGAACGGAGUCGUAGCCCACUCGGAGGUGCACGCCGAAUCGGCCAAACAGGACCGCUCGUUCAAGCAGGUGAACGACCUGCCGCCGGAAGUCGCCGAAGCCAAGCAGUUCCAGCGGUACGAUCAGGUAAACGACCAACCGGCGGUCAUCCAGCAGGAGGCAUCCUCGUUCCUGGCGACCGGCGGCGCCGAGAUGCACGAGAGCAUCAUCGCCAACUCGGGCCAGAUCAGCACGGGCAAACCGGCCCGCCGGAAUACGGCCCCCCGCUUCGUCACCCCGUUCAACGGCAAGAUCGUCGACCAGGGCGCUGACGUGGUGAUCGAGGGCAUCGUCGACGGCUACCCGACACCGGACGUCAAGAUCACGAAGAACGACGUCGAGCUGCAGCCGGACGGUGAGCGCAUCAGCGUGUCCUACUCGCUCAACAAGAUUGUCGUCGAGCUGCGGAACGUGUCGCCACUGGAUGCGGGUCGGUAUACUGCGACCGCCUCGAACGCGGCCGGCGCAUCCACCAGCACCGCCGAUCUGGUGGUCAAAAAGUCCAUCUUUCCGCCCGUGUUCGGUCGUCGCCUGCAGGCACAAACUGUCCGCGGCGGAGACCGGGUCGUGCUGGAUGUCGAGGUGACGGGCACACCGGAACCGUCGGUCGCCUGGUACCGGGACGAACGCCCGGUGCAGGAGACGCUCGCCCUCGGCAGCUACGCCCUGCAGCAGGUUGGCUCCUGCCACAAGCUGAUCUUCGAGCAGAUCCGCCCGGCGGACGCGGGCAAGUACAUGGUGCUGGCGAAGAAUGCCGGCGGCGAAGCGCAGAGCAUCGCCGACAUUGCCGUCCUGGAGUGCGAAUCGCAGGCCGCGCCGGCCCCCCAGCCCGCUCCGCAGAAGCACGUCUCGUUCGUGGACAUGGUUCAGCAGCAGCAGCCGAAGUCGGACGAACCGUUCGACUCGUCGGCCCCAGACGGUGGUGAUGGUGGUGGUGGGUUCAGCGCCCGCCGGGAGUUUGCAGCCGAAUCGAUGCUGCACGGGCCGAUGACGGAGUCGACGGUCGUCACCGAGACGCGCCGUACGACCGAGGCCACGAUGCGGAUGGAGCACAAGAUCCACCUGCCCGACCUGCCCGUGCGCUUCUCGCAGCGUACACAGACGCCCACGGUGCCGACGGUGACGGAGGGCACGAGUCCGGCGGCGGGCGAGACGUCGUCCACCACCACCGGCACCAACACCGAGCACAUCGUGACCCGCUCGGACGCAACGCAGACAGCCACGCAGGUGACACCGACACCAACACCAGCAGCGCCGGCCGCAGAACAAUGCUCGGCGGCGAGCGCCGGUGCCGUGGAUCAGUCCGAUUCGAGACAGGAGAGUGCUAGCAUCAGCAUCAGCUCGAUCGUGCGGGAUCGACCGACGAACCCAGUCACAGUACAGCAGCCGACCGACCACCAAUUUGACCUGACGGCCCAGCUGCCGAUCUACCAACCAGCAGGCCCCGCCGCGGUACAGCAGCAGCCAACGCAGAUGUACUCGUCCUUCUCCUCGACGCAGCAGUUCCAGCAGGCGUCGUCGACGCUGUCGCAGCAGCAGUACUCGCAGUCCUCGAUGCAGUACCAACCGUACAAGCCGUCGCUUCCGGUGGACGUCGCUCCGGUGCAGCAGGCUCCUCCUCCAGCCCAGAGCUUCCCUCCGCAGGUUGCAGUUGCACCGGCUCCAUUCAAGCCGGCUCCAUCGAUGUUCACUCCCGCUCCCGCUCCCGCUCCUGCUCCGACUCCGAAGUUUGCUCCGGCUCCGGUUCCGGCACCCGCGUUGGUGUCGGCACCGCUGCCGCAAACAUCGUUGGCAGCUGGAGCGGGACCCACGCCGGCAUUCCUCGCCGGACCGUCGUAUAACCAGACGCCGCAACCGUUCAAACCACUGCCGCCACCGGCGAUUACUCCGAGUUCGCUGACUAACGCUGCUCCCGCUCCGGCUCCGGUGGAAUCGUUCGUACCGCAGGCGUACGCACAGCCACCGCAGCCGCAGCCAGCCUACCAGGCUCCAGCGCCGGCACCGGUACCAACCGGGCCCGUCUCGUUGCCACCGUAUCAGGAGCCGCUGUCGUUCUCGUCCUCUCAUCCGCCGGCUGUUGAGCCGCUGUACCCGGGCCAGCUGGGUUACCAACCACCCACCCAGCAGCAGCAGGCUCAGGUGCAGUUCCAGCAGCCUCCUCAAGCAUACCAACAGCAGCAACAGAUGCAUCAACAGAUGUAUCAACAGCAGCAGCAGCAGCAACAGGUUCAGCAACAGUACUAUGUGGAGCAGCAGCAGCAGGAAGAGGUCUACAAGAAAAUGUCGGUGAAGGAGACGAAGAAGCUGUUCGAGGAAUCGCUGCUGCAGCAGCAACAGCAGAUUCACCAGCAGCAGCUGCAGCAGCAGCAGCAGGUCUCGUACGGUGAUCUGAAGGCACCACGGCUGGUGCAGGGCUUACGGCAGCCAGGAGCAGGAGGAGCUCCUGGUGCAUCGGUGCUGCCGGCCGACUUUGGCUACGGUGCGAUCGCGGAGCUCGGUCUCGAGCCCGGACCGCAGCCGACGAUGGGCUACGCUCCGAAGCAGGCGUCGAGCGAGCGCAAGAGCUCCUACUACCGCGAGCAGAUCGAGCAGUCGCUGCUGGAGAGCAUGGACAAGGAGCCGGAGCGCGUGCCGGCCGGCGGUGUCAAGAUUAUCCCGCCCAGCCCGCGCAAGAAGUCGCGCCCGGCACCGGCGGCGGGACAAUCGGACACCGGCUCCGGAGGAGCGCCUGCGCCGUUCGAGCAGCCGAAGGCUGAGGACCUGCAGCCCGGUUCGGGCAUUCCGACCACCGCCAAGAGUCCCUUCACCGCCACCGAGAGCGAGUACGAGAGCGACCUGGACGGGGGCGUCCGCAAGCAGAACGGCUACCUCGCCGAUACCGAGGAGGUCGUCCAGAAGUCGGUAUCCUUUGCCAGCGAGGUGCAGCAGCUGCAGCAGCAGCAAACGAUCGAAAGCAGCUUCAGCAGCUCGAGCAAGGUGGAGAGUCACCACUCGACGGUUGUAAGCAGCAGCAGCACAAGCAGUGAAGUGGUUCAGCAGCAGCAGCAGCAGCAGCAGCAGCAGGUCCAGGAACAGGUACUAGAGCAGCAGCAACAGCAGGCUCCGGUAGUCCUACCCGUCACCGAAACUGCUGCUACCGAAGAACAGCAGCAGCAGAUCAGCAAGUUCGAGGAAGUGAUCGUUUCCUCGUCGGAAACCGUUCAACAGGAAACGGUGGAGGAAAGCAGCAGCAAGAACUUCCUGGUGAACAACGAUCUGCCGGAGGACCUGCAGCCGGUGAAGGUUUUGCCAACCGAGGAACCGCUUCCGACGCUGAAGCAUGUACCGGUUCCGGCCGCCGUGCAGCCACCUGUCGUUGAGCAGUUCGUUGAACCCCAGCAGCAGCAGCAACAACCACAAGUCGCACCGGUUGUCCAACCGGAACCAGUUCCGGUAGCGGCUCCCGCUCCCGCUCCGGUGCUGCUGAACGGUGUUGGCUAUCCAGCGCCAAGCCCGGCCCAGGGUGCGUUCGUUUCGGACUACGAGAGCGAUGCGGCCACGACGGCGACGCCGACCAUUGCGGGUUACAAACCGGUCCACCCGGUGUUUGCCCCGGUGAAGCAGGACGGUGCCGUCGGUCCGGCCGUGCCGCCACCGUCAGUAUUCGAUCCGAUCGACAAGAUUCAGCCGAACCAAAUCAAACCAGCCGACGCACCAAAGAUCGAGAAACCAAAGGCCAUCAACUACGUCCAGCAGCAGCAGCAACAGCAGCAGACGAUGUCCUACCAGCAGCAGAGCUUCCAGCAACAGAGCUUCCAGCAGCAGCAGACUUAUCAAACGCAGCAGCAGCAGCAGCAGCAAUCGUUCCCACCGGCGGUUCAGUCCGUUCCGGCGCAGUACUACACGUCCGUUACGGGCCAACCGGUGCACAACACGAUCGCGACCGAGACCUCAAACACGCUGCAUCUGAAGGAGAUGACCGAGAGCAGCAACCGUGUGUUGAACAUGCAGCAAACGCAGAGCGUCAUCAGUCUGGAACAGCAGCAGCAACAACAGUACCGUCAGACCUCUUCCUCGUUUGCGCCAAAGCCGGGUCGGUUCACGCCAGGAGAGUACCGUGACAGCGACGGGUAUGAGAGCGAUGGCACGCGCAUCCGUCCACUCUGGACGCCGAACCCGUCGGACAGCGACGAGCCGCACUAUCGCAGCGUCCGGCCCAACUUCCAGCAGCCACGCUCGACCAGCUUGCCGCGCCAGUACGAGCGCAUCCAGACGCCGAUGGAGUUCGACACGCUGCCGGUGCAGAUGCCGUCCCGGAUCGACGUGUCGACUGAGGCCGCCCACCAGCGCAGCCAGUCCCUGUCGCGCCAGACCAUCGAGACCACGCAGACCACCCUGACGACGCAGACCACCUCGACCGAAACGCUGAAGACGCAAACGCUGGACCGGUACGGCUCGAAGCGGCUGGCCACGACUCCGGUGCCGAACACGCGCGACGACAUGGCCGUCAAGGCGCACCGCGUCGCCCCCAUCUCCUACAUCCAGAAGCAGGCGCAAACGCAGGCCGACGGCAUGGCGCAGACGUUCAAGACGAAGGCGUACCACUUCAGCAACGAGGUGAUGACCGACAUCAAGAAGACUCCGAUCAAGCCGAUCCUGAAGAACGCGUACGCCGCACCGUACGCCGCCCCGGCUCAGGCUCAGGCACAGGCUCCCCCCCAGUCGUACGCCCCCGUCCCGCAGCUUCAGCAGCCCGCUCCAACCGCAGCUCCCCCGCAGGCCUAUCGCGAGGAAUCACGAGUGUCGCAAUAUGAAGCAUCAUUCCUCUGCUACAAGGAGCUACGGCCGGAUCGGAGUCAGCAGGCAGGGCAGUCGGCUCCUCGCUCCUCGAACGGUGUCCAUGUGCUGGAGGAGACGACGGAUUCGUACGAGAAGACGUACCGCUCGAUCUGCCUCAUCCAGACGUGCGAAGUGCAACAGCAGCAUGGUGGAUUCAUACAGCAGAGCACCACACCGCUCGCGUCCAUAACGCCCGGUGUGCAGACACCGACUCCGGUAGGAGUUCCGUUCGUACAGCAGCAGCAACAGCAGCAGCCAAGCUACGGCGUGGCGGCCCCGACCCCGACCGGACCCGGCGACUACUCGCCGCCGGUGUUCGAGCAGAUCUUCAAGAACUCGCGCUUCGCCCAGGGCGGCAACGCGCUGUUCGAGGGCAAGCUGAAGGGCAACCCGCGGCCGGAGGUUUCGUGGACUCGAAAAGGCGCACCCCUUCUCGACUCCGCGAAGCACCGGCUGAGCUACAACCCAUCGACCGGGGCCGUCUCGCUGCUGAUCAACCAGAUCGGGCCGGGCGACGAGGGCGAGUACACGUGCAAGGCGCGCAACGCCGUCGGCGAGGCGAUCUGCUCGGUGUUCAUCCAACCGGAGGGCAUGCCGACGCCGCAGUUCCAGCAGCUUCGCCGGGAGACGAUCCAGCAGCAGAGCAGCGUCAAGCAGCAGCAGUACACCAACGGCUACUCGCACACGGAGGAGGAGUUCAAGGUGGACACGUUCGAGUACCGGUUGCUGCGUGAGACGUCGUUCCGCGAGUCGAUCACGCGCCGCUACGCGGGCGAAACCGACGCCCAGCUGAUCACGACCAUCGACCGGGCCCUGGGGCCCGCGUCGGCCCCGCAAAUCGGCCAGAAGCCGCGCAACUCGAAGCUGGUCGAGGGCUCGGAUGCGGUGUUCAGUACGCGCGUUGCGGCCAACCCGCGUCCGCGCCUGUCCUGGUUCAAGGACGGCCAGCGCAUCAUCCCGUCGGCGGACAAGUACGAGGUGAGCUACUCGAACCAGCAGGCCACGCUGCGCGUCCGGAAUGUGAGCGCACGCGACUCCGGCCACUACACGCUGCUGGCCGAGAACGUGCAGGGCUGCCAGGUGUCGUCGGCCGUGCUGGCCGUCGAACCGGCCCACGAGCAGCAGCAGCAGGUCGCGGUUGAGCGUGCGACCUCGCUGGUGACCGAGCAGCAGCAGCAGACGCAGCAGUAUCAGCAGCAGUUCAUCGAGAGUUCGUCGGAGGCGACCAAGGCAUUGUCGCCGUCGUUCGUGACGCUGCUGCAAGACGCGGAGACGACCGAGGGCAAGAUGGUGCGCUUCGAUUGCCGCGUGACGGGCCGACCGUACCCGGAGGUGGCCUGGUACAUCAACGGCAACCUGGUGACGGACGACGCGACGCACAAGAUCCUGGUGAACGAGGCCGGCAACCACUCGCUGAUGAUUACCAGCGCGAACCGCUUCGACCAUGGCAUCGUGACGUGCGUGGCGCGCAACAAGAGCGGCGAGGUGGCCGCCCAGGCCAAGCUGGUCGUGUGCGAGCGCGAGCAGAUCGUCGCGCCGAAGUUCGUCGAGCGCUUCACCACCGUGAACGUGAAGGAGGGCGAGCCGGUGCGGCUGUUUGCGCGCGCCAUCGGGACGCCGCUGCCGCGCAUCACCUGGCAGAAGGACGGCAUCCCGAUCGUGCCCGGCCCGGACGUGCAGAUCUGCAACGACGAGAACGGCUGCACCACUGUCGACAUCCCGCGAGCGAAGGCGUCGGAUGCGGCCUGGUACCAGUGCACGGCGCAGAACGUCGCCGGUACCACCGCCACCCGGGCCCGUCUCUUUGUCGAAACUCCGAAGGGACCGGCGCCGGAGCAGAAGCGUCUCAAUCUACCGCGCCCGACCAAGGUCAUUCAGCCGGAGGCGAUGCCGGAACCGGAAAUCAUCUAUCUACGUCAUGUCGAGCGGGCUGCUCCGCACAUGCCACCGAAGGAGGAGGACCGCAUCUAUCCACCGCCGAAGUUCAUCGUCCCGCUCAGUGACGUUGCUCAGGUCGAAGGUGGAAAGGUGCACUUCGAGGCACGCAUCGAACCCGUCUCCGAUCCAACGAUGCGCGUUCAGUGGUUCCUCAAUGGCAAUCUCAUUCAAGCGAGCUCCCGUGCUAAUACCACGUACCAGUUUGGAUUUGUCGCGCUCGAUCUGCUCACGAUCGUGAUGGAGGAUAGCGGCGAGUAUCUGUGCCGUUUGUCGAGCUCGACCGGAGUGGCCGAAUCGCGUGCGAUGCUGAGUGUCCAGCCGAGACCGCCGAUCGAGCAGCAGCCGCAGCAUCCGUCCUCGCUGGACCAGAUCCAGCACCUGGAGGAUUACUCGAAGUACGUGCGCACUGAGAGCAUCGAAGAGGUGAUCAACCAGAAGCCGGCGUUCACGCGGCCGCUGCAGGAUCUGGGCGACCUGGAGGAAGGUCGCAAUGCGCACUUCGAGGCGCAAAUUACGCCGGUCAGCGAUCCGACCAUGCGCGUCGAGUGGUACAAGGACGGACGGCCGAUCACGGCCAGCUCGCGCAUCACGGCCAUCUUCAACUUUGGCUACGUGUCGCUGAACAUCAUGCACCUGCGGGCGGAGGACGCUGGCACCUACACGGUGCGUGCGGUUAACCGCAUCGGGGAGGCGAUCAGCACGUCCAAGAUCGCCGUCGUCAGCAAGGCACCGGUCACGGGCGAUCUGGGCAUCUCCGAGCAGCGCAACUACAUCCAGAAGAUCGAGGAACUGGAGCAGUACCAGAAGUACCAGAACCAGAAGUUCUACGAGGAAACGCCCGAGAGCACGCAGCGGCCGGAGUUCAAGAGCCCGGUGUCGGACCAGCUGAACGUGCGCGAGGGUGGCUUUGCGCACUUCGAGGCCCGCCUGGAGCCGGUCGGUGAUCCGACGAUGCGCGUAGAGUGGCUCAAGGACGGCCAUCCGGUAGAGGCGAGCUCGCGCAUCACAUCGUUCUGCAACUUCGGUUACGUGGCGCUCACGAUCAAGCAGGUCACCGUGCACGAUGUGGGCAACUACACGUGUCGUGCGUACAAUUCGCUCGGCGAAGCGCACGUGACCGCUCGCCUGACGGUCGUUACGCGCCAGGACAUCAUCGUCGACUCGCAGACGAGUCAUAUGGGCAUGGAGAAGAUCCAGUACCUGGAGGACGCGUCGCGGUACACGCGUACGCAGGAAUCGGUUGAGCAGGUCGUCCAGCAGCAGCCCCGUUUCCUCGGACCGCUGAAGGGAACCAACCGCAUUGUGGAAGGCCAACGGGCGCACUUUGAGGCCCGCCUCGAGCCGCAGUCGGAUCUGACGAUGCGUGUCGAGUGGUACCACAACGGUCGCCCGCUGAUGAGCGCCAAUCGCAUCCAAACGUAUCACGACUUUGGCUACGUGGCGCUGGACAUUCUGGACGUGCGCGCCGAAGACUCGGGCACCUACACGCUGGUCGCAGCGAAUAGCUCCGGACAGGCGCAGGUCGAGGCGGCAAUGGUUGUUGAGACUCGUGCCGCCAUUGAUACCACCAGCAUGCACAAUGUGGUCGAACGUUCGCAGCAGAAGGUCGACAAGCAGUUUGUGGAACCCCACUACCAGAUCGAGGAGCUGUGCAAAUCCAAACCGAUCUUCACGCAGCCCCUUUCGGAUCCGCAGCCGGUUGGUGAAGGACGUAACAUUCACCUGGAGUGCAAGCUGGAACCGCUGGGUGAUCCGACGAUGCGCGUCGAGUGGUACCACAAUGGACGCCCGAUUACGAUCGGUUCGCGCUUCAAGACGUACUAUGACUUUGGUUUCGUGGCGCUGGAUAUUCUGCACUCGACUGCGGCGGACUCGGGCGAGUACACGGUUCGGGCAACGAACCAGCUCGGAUCGGCCCACACGUCGGCGUGCGUGCGAGUCAUCACGCGUUCGGAUGUUAUUACCGAGGCGCAGAGUGAGAUGUCCGUCGAGCAGAUGCAAUACCUGGAGGAUGCGUCGCGCAUGCGCCGCGACGUGCUGGAGGACAUCACCGUCAUGUCGCCGCCACAGUUUGCCCGCUCGCUGCACAAUAUCGAAACGUUCGAGGGUACGAACAUUCACCUGGAAUGUCGCCUGCAGCCCGUCGGUGAUCCGACGAUGCGCGUCGAGUGGUUCGUGAACGGAAUGCCGGUAAAGAUUGGCCACCGUUUCCGACCGGCGUACGAGUUUGAUUACGUCGCUCUCGAUCUGCUUGGUGUGUACGCGGCCGACUCGGGUGUGUACACGUGCCAGGCCCGCAACUCGCUCGGCGAGGCGGUCAACUCGUGCUCGGUGCGCAUCAUGGCCAAGAAGGACCUCAUCAUGGAGACGCAAUACCCGGCCGGGUUGGAGAAGCUGCAGUAUCUGGAGGAUAUUGCCCGCUACCGCAAGACCGAGUACGUCGAUGAGAUCGUCAACGUGAAGCCGCGUUUCCUGACCAAGCCGAAGAACAUCGAUCGCGCGCAAGAGGGAGGCCAUGCGCACUUUGAGUGCAAACUGGAACCGGUCACCGAUCCGAACCUGAAGGUGGAAUGGUACAAGAACGGAAUGCCUAUCACCGUGGGACAUCGGUUCCGUCCGAUUCACGACUUUGGCUACGUGGCGCUGGACAUUGUCGAUCUGAUUGCCGAAGAUACCGGUACCUACAUGUGCCGUGCGGUUAAUCUGGUCGGCGUGGACGAAAUCGCCGUCCAGCUGACGUGCCGGGGAUCGCAGCAGAUCCUCACCAACACCCAGAACGAGAUGGGACUCGAGCAGAUCCAGUACCUGGAGGAGAAGACCAGGCAGCAGCGCUCGGAUUAUCUGGACGAGAUGACGACGCAGGCGCCCACGUUCACCACCUCGCUGAAGCACAUCGAGAUCAAGGAGGGACAGCGGGCUCACUUCGAGUGCCGACUGAUCCCGGUGUCUGAUCCGACACUGCGUGUCGAGUGGUACCACAACGAGGCCCCAGUCAAGACGGGUUCUCGCUUUACCGAAACGAACAACUUUGGCUUUGUGGCGUUGGACAUUAUGGGCUGUCUGGCCGAUGACUCCGGCAGCUACACGUGUCGUGCUGUGAACGCCCUCGGGGAGGCUGUUACGUCGGCCACCUGUGUGGUGCACACGCGCAAGAGCAUCUACUCGGAGACUCAGCACGAACAUGCGCUGACCAGCUUGCGCUACCUGGAGGACAACUCGCGCUAUCAGCGUGAAACGGAGGUGGAUGAGGUGAUUACGCAGGCACCGGUGUUUACACUCCCGGUGAAGGAUGUCAAGGUGGCCGAAAACCAAGCGGUCCACUUCGAGGCCCGCCUGGUGCCGGUCGGUGAUCCGAAGAUGCGCGUCGAGUGGCUCCGUAAUGGCGUCCCGAUCGAAGCGUCCAACCGUACGACAACAAUGCACGAUUUCGGCUACGUUGCGCUCAACAUGAAGUACGUGAACCCCGAGGACUCGGGCACGUACACGUGCCGUGCGACGAACGAUCUCGGACAGGCCGUCACGUCGGCGAAGCUGAUGGUACAGUCGAAGGCUUCGCUGGAUUUGGAAACGCAAAACGAAAGCGCACUGGAGAAGAUCCACCAGCUGGAGGACGCCAUUCGUUUCCAUCGUCGCGAGGAGGAGGACGUGGCCGUUACGCAGCCACCGAAGUUCACCACGAAGCUGCACGGACCGACGAACCUGGUCGAGGGCCAGAGCGCUCACUACGAGUGCCGUAUCGAACCGUACCCGGAUUCGAGCCUGAAGGUAGAGUGGUUCCACAACGGUCAACCACUGACCACUGGCCAUCGGUUCCGUACAACGUACGACUUUGGUUUCGCGGCGCUGGACGUACUGACCGUGUACGCCGAAGACUCCGGCGAAUACACGUGCCGCGCGACGAACCAUCUCGGCACGGAAUCGUCCUCGAUUUCGCUCAAUGUUACGCCAAAGGCGGGUAUUGUGCGCGAGACGCAGCACGAGGGAGCGCUGGAGAAGAUCCAGUACCUCGAGUGCGACGCACGCUUCGGUCGCAAGGGCGAGGACGAGAUGUACGUGGCUGAGAAGCCGCAGUUCGGACGCCCGCUGAAGAAUGCCUGCGUCGGCGAAGGCCUACCGGUGCAUCUGGAGGCCACGCUGACGCCGGUCAACGAUCCGACCAUGAAGGUGGAGUGGUACUGCAAUGGACGCCCGAUCCAGCAGGGACACCGGUUCAAGACGACGUACGACUUUGGUUUCGUAGCUCUCGACAUCCUCUAUGCGCACGCUGAGGACACGGGAACUUACAUGUGUAAGGCUAAGAAUGCUAUCGGGGAGGCUGUUACGACAUGCGCUGUUAAAGUCACAGCAAAUGCUGGUUUAUAUUUGGAGACGCUUGAUGAACAGCGACUGCAAAAGAUUAAGGAAUUGGAGAGCUACCAGAAACCACACGCCCCCGAAGUCGAACCGGCGAAGCAGAAGCCAGUCUUCCUCACUCCUCUGACCAGUUUGGAGAACCUGAAGGAAGGCGACUACGCUCACCUGGAAUGCCGCGUGGAACCGAUCAACGAUCCGAACCUGAAGAUCGAAUGGUUCAUCAACGGCAAGGCGAUCCGUGCCGGACACCGCUUCCGUACGACGCACGACUUUGGCUACGUCGCGCUGGACAUUCUGUACGUGUACGGUGAGGACAGUGGUACGUACAUGUGCAAGGCGACGAACCAGGUCGGCGAGGCGGUCAGCACGUGCAACAUUCGUGUCACCAACAAGCGGAACAUUAUCUUCGAUUCGCAACAUCCGGAUGGACUGGAGAAGAUUCAGAAGCUGGAAGCACACGUGCGCCCGUCGCGGUUGGAGCUUGACGAGCCGGAAGUGACGGCUCCACGGUUCGUAACCGAGCUGCGUGGAACGACCGAAAUCCACGAGGGACAAACCGCUCACUUUGAGGCGCAGGUUGAACCGAUCCACGAUCCGAACCUGCGCAUCGAGUUCUACCACAACGGUAAGCCGCUCCAGUCGGCGUCACGGUUCCAUAUCACGUUCGACUUUGGAUACGUGGCGCUGGACAUCCAGCAUGUCGUCGCUGAGGAUGCGGGCGAAUACACCGUGAAGGCGAUCAACGCGAAGGGACAGUGCAAGUCGUCGAUCCAGAUGAAGGUGACGGCGAAGGGAGCCAUCAUCUCGGAGACGCAGCACCCGGAGGGACUGGACAAGAUCAAGCAGCUGGAAGGCGUGAGUCCGUUCCGUCGGCCGGAGGUGCAGGAUGCGGUCACCAAGCAGCGACCGGUGUUCACGCAGCCACUGCAGAACAUCGACUUCGUUGCCGAAGGUCAGACGGCGCACUUCGAGUGCCGGUUGAUUCCGGUCGGCGAUCCGAACCUGAAGGUCGAGUGGUACCGCAACGAGAAGCCACUCGAGGACAGCUCGCGCAUCAGCAAGCAGCACGACUUUGGCUUCGUCUCGAUGGACCUGCAGCAUGUGCGCGAGGAGGAUGAGGGCGUGUACAUGUGCCGUGCAAUUAACCCGCUCGGUGAGGCUGUCACGACGGCGUCGAUGCGUGUGCGCACGAAGGCCAGCAUUCAGAUGGAUUCGCAGCAUCCGGAGGGCAUGAAGAAGAUCAUCGCGCUGGAGCAACCGCACCAGCAGCGUCCGGAGGAUCAGGAAGCUGCGUUCGAGAAGCCAAUCUUCACGCAACUGCUGACGGGCCCAUCGGAGCUGUGGGAAGGACAGCAUGCGCACUUCGAGGCGCGUGUCGUACCGGUCGGUGAUGCGAGCAUGAAGUACGAGUGGUACGUGAACGGUGUCGAGCUGAAGAUGGGCUCGCGCUUCCGCACCACGAACGAUUUCGGUUUCGUUACGCUCGACAUCAACUCGACGGUGGCGGAGGACUCCGGUGUUUACAUGUGCAAGGCGAUCAACCGUGCCGGUGAGGCCGUGUCGUCGACCACGAUGAAAAUCAAAUCGAAGGCAUCGAUCGCGGGUGAACCACUGCUGCCGGAGGCAUGGGAAAAGAUCCAGCUGAAGGAGGCCGCAAUGAACCGCGUGCCGGAUAUGUUCGUGGACACUACGCCCCAGCAGGCGCCAGUGUUCACCACACACCUCGAGAGCCACGACAAGCUGCAGGAGGGCCAGCAUGUGUACCUGGAGGCCCAGGUGGAGCCACGCGCCGAUCCGAACUUGCGUAUCGAGUGGUUUAAGAAUGGUAUCGCCAUCACGACCGGUGCUCGCAUUCGCAGUACGUUCGACUUUGGUCUGGUGACGCUGUCCGUCAAUGGACUGCGUGCGGACGAUUCGGCGAUCUACACUUGCAAGGCUACAAACAACCUUGGCGAGGCUGUAUCGACCGCUACGCUGAAGAUCGACGCUAGCCACUGGCUGCUCGGAGACACGAUGCAUCCGUCGGCCGUGCAGAAGAUCCACGAUCUGGAAGCGCCGCGCGAAAACCUUCGCGACGUUCCGGAGGCUCAGUUCGAGUCGCCGGUCUUCGUGAGUCACCUCAACAACGUGGAGAUCAAGGAGGGCGAGAACGCGCACUUCGAGUGCAACGUUGAGCCCUCGAAGGACCCGACCAUGCAGAUCGAGUGGUUCGUCAACGGAAAGCCACUCCCAACCGGAGCCCGCUUCAAGACGACGUACGACUUUGGAUUUGUUUCGCUCGAUAUUUCUGGCGCAUACGCCGAGGACUCUGGUAUCUACACGUGCAAGGCAACGAACAGCAAGGGAUCGGCGUCGACAUCGGGAUCGCUGCGUUGUACGAGCACCACCACCAUGUACCUGGACACCCAGCACCCGCAAGGAAAGGCCGGUCUGGAGGCCGUUCAGGAUACGGAGGCGGCGCUUGCCAACCGUUACCGUCGUGAGGACUCCAAGCCGGAGGCAACCUUCCCGAAACCACAGUGGACCGUGCAGCUGCAGUCGGAGUUCCGGCUGAACGAAGCGGAAUCCCUGCACCUGGAGGGACAGGUCGAGCCGAAGAACGAUCCGAACCUGAAGAUCGAAUGGUACUUCAACGGAAAGGUGCUGGAGCAUGGAUCCCGCUUCAAGAUGACGAGCGAUUUCGGUUUCGUGACGCUCGACCUGACCGAGGUCUACGAGCGUGACCAGGGUAUCUACACCUGCAAGGCGUACAAUCUGGCCGGCGAAGCAUUCACCUCAUCCACGGUGUACUGCGUCACGAAGGAGAGCCUGAUCGAGCGUACCCAGCAUCCGAAGGGUACGGAAGGACUGGAGAAGAUUCAAGAUCUGGAGGAUUCUCUGCGCCGCCCGGACGGUACGCCGGUCGAGUCGGACGCUGGACAGGCGCCACGCUUCACCUCGGAGUUUACCGCGAUCAGCAACAUUGGCGAGGGUGAGAUUGCGCAUUUCGAUGCCACGCUCAUCCCGACCGGCGAUCAGUCGAUGAACAUCGAGUGGUUCUACAACGGCAAGCAGCUGGAUGCCAGCCACCGUGUGCGUACGGUGUACGCGUUCGGCAUGGUGGUGCUGGAGAUUCUCGGCACCAAGAUCGAGGACUCGGGUAGCUACACGUGCCGCGCUACGAACAAAUGGGGCACGGCGGAGAUCAGCGUACAGCUGGAGUGUGUGGACAAGUCGGCUGGACAGAAGCCGCGCUUCACGACCCAGAUCCAGAACCUGGAGGGCCUGAAGGACGGACAGUCGGCACACUUCGAGUGCACGCUGGUGCCAGUGAACGACCCGGACCUGAAGGUGGAAUGGUUCCACAAUGGCGCACCGCUACGUCACUCGAACCGCAUCAAGCCGGUGUCGGACUUUGGCUACGUGCUGCUGGACAUUGCGUACGUGCAGAGCCACGACUCGGGCGAAUAUGUUUGCCGUGCGUCGAACAAAUACGGUGAAGAUUCGACCCGCGCGACAUUGAAGUGCUUCGGUAAGGGAGGUGUCUACCUGGAGUCGCUGCAACCGGACUCGCUGGCACGCAUCCGCGAGCUGGAGAGCCAGGCUGGCGUGAAACAGACGGCCGCCGGUUCGCCGGUCGGUGAGGCACCUCGCUUCACCACCAAGAUUUCCGACAUCACCAAGCUGGUGGAGGGACAGAGCGCUCACUUCGAGGCGCGCCUGACACCCAUCAACGAUCCGGAGCUGGUGGUCGAAUGGUACUGGAACGGCCAGAAGCUGCCCCACGGACAUCGCUACCGCACGUUCCACGACUUUGGCAUCGUCAUUCUGGACAUUCUGUACUGCUACGAGGAGAAUUCGGGCGAGUUCGAGUGCCGUGCAACGAACAAGUACGGCUCGGACAGCACCAAGGCCACGCUGAAGUGUAUCUCGAAGGCGAACCUUAUCCUCGACUCGCAGCUCCCGCGCGGUAUGGAGGGUGGACUGGAGAAGAUCCAGACGCUCGAGGACUCGCUGGUGCGCACUCGGGACGAGCGCGAGCGCGUUGAAGGUGGACGUGCGCCAGUCUUCACGACGCCCCUGUCCAACAUCGACUCGCUGCGCGAAGGCGAGAGUGCUCACUUCGAGGCGAAGCUCACGCCGACCGACGACCCGAAGCUGAAGGUGGAAUGGUUCUGGAAUGGCAAGCCGCUGAAGACGGGCUCACGCUUCCGUACGUUCUGCGACUUUGGAUUUGUCAUCCUGGAGAUUUCGCCCGUGUACCCCGAGGAUUCGGGCGAGUACUCGUGCCGUGCGACGAACGAGUACGGCGAGGCGGUUACGACCUCCACGAUGAAGGUGCAGGGCAAGCGUAGCAUCAUUCUGGAGUCUCAGCUGCCGAAGGGCAUGGAGGGUACGAUCUCGCGCAUCGCUGAACUGGAAGGCUUGGGUAUUCCGCACGGAGGACUCGGCUCCCCGGAUGACGAUACGGGCAAGCCGCCAGAGUUCAUCACGACGCCAUCGGAUAUGACGCUGACGGAGAACUCGCUCGCUCACUUCGAGUGCCGCCUGACGCCGAUCAACGAUCCGAGCAUGCGCGUCGAGUGGUACCACAACGGUAAGGCGCUAUGGGCCGGUUCGCGCAUCAAGACGAUCAACGACUUUGGGUUCGUGAUCCUGGAGAUUGCGGGCUGCUACCAGCGUGACUCCGGACUGUACACGUGCAAGGCCACCAACCGGCACGGCGAGGCGACGGUUUCGUGCAAACUGACCGUUCGCGGCCGCCAAGGCAUCAUCAUGGAGCCGCAGCUGCCAUCGAACUUCCGCACCGGCACGGAGAGCAUCCAGAAGCUGGAGGAACAGCUGCACAAGCGCGAGGAGCUGCUGGCCGACGAGGAGGAAGGCCGUCCACCGAAGUUCGUCGUCGAAAUCAAGGACAACGUGGACGUGGCCGAGGGUGGCCCGGUGCACUUCGAUUGCCGCGUGGAGCCCGUGGGUGAUUCGUCGCUGCGUAUCGAUUGGUACCACAACGGAAAGCCAUUCGCCACCGGUUCCCGUGUGCACAUGCUGAACGACUUUGGUUUCAUCGCGCUCGACAUGGACUACGCGUACGUGCGCGAUUCCGGAGUGUACGAGUGCCGCGCCACGAACAAGUGGGGCACGGCUUCGACGACCGCGAAGGUGACGGUGGUGUCUCGCGGAGGCAUUGUGCUCGACUCGCAGCUGCCCGAGGGAAUGACGGCUUCGAAGCUGAAGGAGCUGGAGCGUGGCAAGGUGACGCUGGCCACGCAGGAAGAGCGCACCUUCGGACCGCCGAAGUUUGUCUCGCAAAUCCAAUCGGCUACCAUCGAUGAGGGUGACACGAUUCGCUUCGAGUGCCGCGUGGAACCGAAGGAGGAUCCGAAACUGCGCGUCGAGUGGUUCCGCAAUGGCAAACCGCUGCCAAGUGGACACCGGUACCGUACGAUCUACGAUAUGGGCUUCGUGUCGCUGGACAUCCUGUCGGUCUACACGGAAGACGCCGGUGACUACACUUGCCGUGCGUUCAAUGAGCACGGCGAGGAUGUGACCAAGGCGCACGUCACUUGCAAGAAGCUGCCCUCGAUCGUGCUGCAGAACCAGAUCCCGAAGGGCAUGCAGAAGUCCGAGACGCUCAUGCAGAUGGAGGCAACGAUCAAGAAGUACACCGAGGAGAUCUUCCUCACCGAGGACGAUCUGUUCGAUCCGGAUCGCAAGCAGCCUCCUCGCUUCGUCGUGCAGAUCAAGGAUCAGACUAAUCUGGUUGAGAUGCAGGCCACCAAGUUCGAGUGCCAGCUAGCACCGGUCGGUGAUCCGGACAUGAAGGUUGAGUGGUUCUACAAUGGCAAACCGUUGCCGUACAAGAACCGCUUCACUCCGAUCUACGACUUUGGCUACGUGGCGAUGAACUUCGGCUGGAUCUAUCCGGAGGACAGUGGCGAGUACCUGUGCCGUGCGACGAAUCUGUACGGUAUGGACGAAACGCGCGCCAUCAUCAAGACGACCGGAAAGCCCGGCAUCGUCUACGAUUCGCAGCUGCCAAAGGGCAUGAAGAGUAUCCAGAAGAUCCGCGAGAUGGAAGCCUUGUGGAAUCUGAAUAUUCCGGAGGUUAUCGACGAGACGCAGAAACCGAAGAAGGAACCAGCCUUUGUCAGCCGUCCGGAAACGAUCGAGGUGGAGGAAGGUGAAUGGGCACGAUUCUGUUGCCGUGUCACCGGCCAUCCCAAGCCGCGCGUCAUGUGGCUCAUCAACGGACACACCGUGGUUAAUGGCCAACGUUACAAGCUUACCUACGACGGCAUGUAUCACUUCGACAUCCCGAAGACGCGCCAGUACGACACCGGAAAGAUUGAGGUCAUUGCACGUAGCUCCGUCGGUGAGGCGGUCGCUAGCUGUGAGCUGAAGAUCACUCCACGCCGGGACGACUACCGCGGUGUCCUGAAGAACUCGCCAAGACCAUGGUACGACUACGAUCUAGUCGCGUAUCAGAAGGGCCGCAGCGAUACCGACCUGGAGACGACGCUGCAGGAGGAGAAGGCGAAGAAGAAGCGCGUCACCAAGGUGGUGCAGAAGGCCAAGGUGAAGAAGGAGGGCGAGACCGAAUGGCAGAAGACGGUCAAGAAGAAGAAGGGCGAGGAGUACUACAGCAAGCUGGCGGAGCUCGAGACCGAGCAGAUCACGAAGGAGCAGAAGCUGCGGGAAGAGAAGCACCAGUUUGCGAUCCCCGGCGAGAAGGUCGUCAGUCAGUCGAUCGCCAAGGGGAUGGCCAGUGCCUACGAGCAGACGCUGGAAGAGACGAAGGAAAGCGAAAACGUCGAGUUGAUCGAAGCGCCGAAGGCGAAGCUCAUCCCGGAGCCCACGGAAACGUCGGUGCAGGGUAAGGAAGUGCACGUGUCGCAGCAGAAGCAAACGCAAAAGGAGGUGUACGACGACAAGGAGAUCAUCCGCAAGAUUACCGCCACCGAGACGACCGAGAUGGAGCACAAGGGCACGACGCAGGAGCGCGUGGUCGAGGGCCCAGUGCAGCCAACGAAGCCGCCCGUGUUCACCAAGAAGAUUCAGCCCUGCCGGGUGUUUGAGAACGAGCAGGCUCGCUUCGAGGUCGAGUUCGACGGCGAACCGAUGCCGACGGUCAAGUGGUUCCGCGAGAACUUCCAGAUCAACAACUCGUCCGACUUCCAGAUCCACACGUUCGGCACGAAGUCUGUGCUCAUCAUCCGCCAGGUGUUCCUGGAGGAUUCGGCCGUGUUUGCGGUGAUCGCGGAAAACCGGGGCGGAACUGCCAAGUGCAGCGCUAACCUGGUGGUGGAGCAGCGUCGCCAGCAGGGCCGCGGUGGUGUCAUUCCGCCGAGUUUCGUAAGCACCAUCACCGACACGACGGUGUCGGCCGGUCAGCUGGCGCGCUUUGACGCCAAAAUUACCGGCACGAAGCCGCUCGACGUGUACUGGCUGAAGAACGGUCAGAAGCUGACGCCCAACAUCAAGUACAAGAUGCUGGAGGAGGACAACAACUACACGCUGCUGAUCAUCGAGGCGUACGGCGAGGAUGGUGCGAAGUACGAGUGCGUGGCCAUCAACAGUGCGGGAGAGGCGCGCUGCGAUGCCACCUGCACCGUCGACACGCCGGUCACGCCGAUCAUCGAGAAGCCGGCCACCCCGGGCACGGAACGUCCGCCGACCCUCGUCGAGCCGCUCAAGGACAAGACGGUGUCCGAGGGCCAGUCGGUGGAGUUCCGUACGCGCGUCACCGGCAAACCGACGCCGACCGCCCAGUGGUUCAAGGGCGAGAAGCAAAUCAAGCCCUCGAAGUACUUCCAGAUGGGCAAGGAUCGCGACGCGUUCACACUGGUCGUCACCGAGGCGUUCCCGGAGGACGAGGGCCAGUACCUGUGCAUCCUGUCGAAUGCGGGCGGUGAGGUGCACACCACCGCCACGCUGAAGGUCGUGGCGCCGGAAAUGCCGGACGCCGGUCCGAAGCUGAGCGAAAUGAAGGACUGUGUCGUGGACGAGGGUUCGCCGGCACAGUUCAAGACCACGAUCGUCGGCAAGCCGACCAAGAUGACCGUCCAGUGGCUUCGCGAAGGCCUGCUGAUACCAGAAUCGCCAGAUUUUCAGAUGAUCAACGAGGGCAACAACGCGGUGCUGCUGAUCGGAACGACGUACGAGGAAGACUCCGGCCUCUUCACCUGCCGUGUGACCACGUCCGCCGGUCAGGUCGAAACGUCCGCCAAACUGAUAGUCAAAAAACGUCGCAAGCAUCUGCAGCAGGUGCUCGGCGCCGAGGGUCUCCAAGUUUACCAGCAAGAUGUACACCAGGCACAGAAACAGUUCGGCUCCGUGGGAACAACAACCACUACCGCCCAUCAGCAACAGCUGACCGAUCGUGCAUAUGACAGCAGCACGAGUGCCAGCGAAGUGGACACCGAAUUCGUACCGCAGGGCGACGAAAGUCUACCCUGGCGACGGUCGCGAAGUCUGUCCCGGGGGCCAACGCCAACCGUGGCACCAUGGAGACGCGCCUCGCAGGAUCGCCGAACGUCCCGGGAUCGCUCGCUGUCGAUCGACAAGCGGGAAGAGGUGAAACCGUGGACGGCCGAGGUGAUCAAGCUGAAGAAAACGGCCAAGGAACGCAAAACGGUCGAAAGGGAGAAGCUGGAAACGGUGCAGCUGAAACCGACCCAGAUUCAGAAGGCGCAGGUUAAGCGCGAAGAGCUGGCGAAGGUCGAGCUGAAGGCGGUGAAACGCGAGCAACAGGAAAUUACCGAGCAGCACAUGGAGGAGAUGGUCGAAGCGAUCAUCAGCGAGCAGCGAUCGGAGGAUCGGGUGGACUCGGGCCUCCAGAAGCUGCGCCAUGAUGAGGAUACGUCCAUACUGGCGAUAACGCAGCAGGUGGACGAGCUGAUACGUAAGGACAUAGAAGAGAAGGCUGAGGGUGUUCCGUGGCGUCGAGGAGGCCCGAAGAAGGAACACGCACUCAGCAAAGAGCAAUUCGUUGAAACAGACGAAAGCACCCGCCUCAGGGUAGAUAGAGACGAAACUACAGAAGAGCAAGAGGAGAAUAAACUUGUACUGAACCAAGAGGCUGGAGUGGCUUGGCGAAGGGGAAAACGACCCGAGCCGAAGCCAGAACCCUUCAGCCAGGUGGAAGAUACCACCACCCUAAGCGUCGAUCGUUUGGAAGAGCAUACAGAGCAACAGAAGGAAACGAAACCCAUCGAACAGCCAGUGGCGUGGCGAAGAGGACCGAAGGAAAAGCAACCAACUACCAUCGAACAGGCACCGGAAGAGCCGGCUGCUGCCGCAACGGAAGAGCAACCGCAGGAGCCUCAGCUUCCACCAUGGAUGCGUGGUCGCAAGCCGGGACCGAAGCGAGACCUCCCCAAACCGGCCGAGCCGGAAAAGGUCGAGCAGGUGCUGCUGAAGCCUACCCCGAGGCUUAAAAAGGAGCUACCCAAAGAGACGGUCGAGGAAGUUUCUCUCAAACCGGUCCCGAAAAAGCCCACCACGGAAGAGGUGACUCCUGCAGUUUCCGAAGAAGCCGAGGAAGCUACGGUUAAGUUGGUGAAAAAGAAGAAACCAAAGCCAGCACAACCGGAACUGGAAGUGUACGAAAAAACAGAAUUCACUCCCACCGAAGUACCGGUGGCCGAGAAGCUUGAGUUGCCAGAGAAAAUUAUUGAAGAGAAACCACAAAAACCUGCACAAGAACCCGAGACAGCUAGCUGGCGUCGUCAGCAGAAACCACGGCCGGAAGAAGAAGUUCUAGAGGAAAAGCAGUGGCCCACGGGCAAGCGACGUCCGUUACCAGAGGAACCAAAAGAGGAGGUUCUACUUAAGCCGAUACCGAAGCCAACCAAAGAAGUUGAGCCCAAACCUGUCGAGGAACUGCAUCUCCAACCGAAACCGAUACCGGAAAAUGCCGAUAGUCGGCAAGAACCAGAAGUGGUCCCAUUAGUUUUGGAGAAACCAACCGAACCGGUGGAAGAUGAUAGCCUUCCUCCAUGGCGCCGUGGCAAGAAACCGGUACAAAAGAAAGAACUCCCUAAGCCGGCCGAAGUGGAAAGAGUGGAAAAGAUUGAGCUAAAACCAACUCGACGUGAGAGGAAAGAGAUUCCUAAGGAGUCACUGGAGGAGGUUGCACUGAAGCCCGUUCCGAAGCCUGUAAAAGAAGUCGAACUAGAACAAGAGCAGCAGGCGACUGUUACGAUUGAACCGGUAGAACCGACACAAGAGGUAAAGAAGAAGAAAAAGAAGAUAAUUCCAAAAGUGACUCCAAAGCCUGAAGAGGAAGAACCGCGUGAUGAUAUUGAAGUUCCGGAGCCGGAACCCGUUGAGUCUGUUCCUGAAGUCGUGCAAGAACCUAUCCAAGAAGCUCCUGAACCAAAGGAACCGGAAGACGAUGAAUCUCAUCUGCCACCGUGGCGUCGCGGUCGUAAGGGAGUGCCCAAACGCGAAAUCCCCAAGGAAGAGCCUCAGGUCAUGGAAACGGUUACGCUUAAACCCACACCCAAGAGGGCCAAGGAACUUCCGCAAGAAUCCAUUGAAGAAGUUUCGCUGAAACCGGUACCUCAUAAGCCGGACGUUGUGGAACUCCCCGAAGCCCCAAUCGAAAUGGCAACGAUAAAGGAAGUAGCCCCAAAGAAGGUGAAGAAACCGAAGCGAAAGGACGAACCGGAGGCUCUCGAGAAGCCAGUAUAUCCGGACAUCCCGGAACCAGAACCGGUCGAGCUGGAGAAAGUGGAACCUAUCCCGGUUGAAGUUACUAAAGAACCGGAAGUUACUCCGGAGCAACCUCCAUGGCGCAGGACACCCAAACCCAAACCAGCCGAAGUUGAGCCCGAGGAAAAGAAGUGGCCGACCGGAAAGAGACGCCCAUUGCCGGAAGAGCCGAAGGAAGAAGUUGUGUUGAAACCGAUUCCUAAGCCCGUCAAGGAAGUGGAACCCGAGCCGGAGAAACAGGUGGCAAUCAAACCGAAGAAACCAUUGCCAGAACCAGCGGAACCGAUUGAGCUUCCACAAAUUGAACCUGUCAAAUACGUACCAGAGCCAGAAAAGGAAGUUGUCGAACCUGCUCAGGAGCAGAAGGAACCGGAAGAUGAUGAAUCUCAUCUGCCACCGUGGCGUCGUGGUCGUAAGGGAGUUCCCAAACGCGAAACUCCCAAGGAAGAGCCUCAGGUCAUGGAAACGGUCACACUGAAACCUACUCCCAAGAGGGCCAAGGAACUUCCGCAAGAGUCUCUUGAAGAGGUAUCGCUGAAACCGGUGCCUCAAGUACCGGAAGUCGAGGAACUUCCAGAGGCUUCAGUCGAAAUGGCAACGAUAAAGGAAGUAGCUCCAAAGAAGGUGAAGAAACCGAAGCGUAAGGACGAACCGGAGGCUCUAGAGAAGCCAGUAUAUCCGGACAUCCCGGAACCAGAACCGGUCGAGCUGGAGAAAGUGGAACCUGUCCCCGUUGAAGUUACUAAAGAACCGGAAGUUACUCCGGAGCAACCUCCAUGGCGCAGGACACCCAAACCCAAACCAGCCGAAGUUGAGCCCGAGGAAAAGAAGUGGCCGACCGGAAAGAGACGCCCAUUGCCGGAAGAGCCGAAGGAAGAAGUUGUGUUGAAACCGAUUCCUAAACCCGUCAAGGAAGUAGAACCCGAGCCGGAGAAACAGGUGACAAUCAAACCAAAACCACAAGAGCCAUUGCCUGCGCCGGAAAAACCAGAACCAACACCGUGGCGUCGCGGAAAGAAGGAAAAAUCCCCGGUCGAGGAAGAGAAACCGAAGGAGUGGCUCACGGGAAAACGAAGACCCCUGGAUGAAGUUCCGAAGGAAGAAGUUACAUUAAAACCGAUUCCCAAGCCAACGGUAGAGGAAGUGCCAAAGCCAGCGGAAGAACCAGUUCUAAUCCGUCCGACUCCAAAACCGGAGGAACCGGAGGAACCGAAGGCUACACCGUGGCGCCGAGGAAAGAAGGAACUUCCGAAAGAAGAGCCACCGAAGGAGGAAGUCACGCUGAAGCCAAUUCCGAAGGCUACCGCCCCACUGGAAACGGUAACGGAGGAGAUCAUCCUUAAGCCGGUCCCGGCACAGGAAGCAAUCGAAGAGAUCAUCCCAGCGCCACAUACUCUUCAACCCGUCCGAGACGUCACCGUGGAACAGGUUGUGACGAAGAAAACGAAGCGCGUGAAAAAGCUGGUACUGAAACCAGCUUUCCCUGUGCCAGAGUACGAGGAGGUUGAGGAGUCGGUCACGUUCGAAGAACCCGAAGAGCCGGCCCAAGUGGCCGAAACGAUCGUCGACAUUGUGCCGGAGGAAGUGUUGGAUCUGAUUCCGGAGCAAGCGCCCCGAGAGGUGGCGAAGAAACGGAAGUCACGUAAUAAGAAGCAUGUCGUAUUCAAGGAAGAACUCAGCACUUUUGCGAUGGAACCGGAGGAGGAAGACGAAGAGGAAAACGAGGAAGAGCAACAACAGCUGGUUCAGGAGAUUUCACGCUCCAGUAUUACUCUGGCACGUCCAGUUCCGGAGAGCAAACCGGAAUCCGUCGUUCCUGCUCCGGUGGAGGAGGAAGAACUCCAGACGGCCGAGUUCCACAAGGAAAUGGAAGUGCGCGUGCAGUCUAACAUCGUCAAGAAGGAAAAGCAAAGGCGAGUGUUCAUCCACGACGACAGCCAACCACUCCCGGAGCUGGAGAUAAUCACGCAGAAGCGCGUCCAAGAGGUCACGGACAAGGUGGCCGAGGAGGACGUCCGCGAGGAGCGUAAGCUGCGCGAAACGACGCAACAGCGCAUCGCCGAGACAAAGAUCCAAGAACGUUCCCUCACGAUCGUGAAGCCGAACGUGAAACCGCCGAACAUUGUCGAGAAGCUACAGCCACAGAUCUGUGAGCCUCAGAAGCCGGUGCAGCUGCGUUGUCGUAUCGAGGGCGUACCGUUCCCUGAAGUGCGCUGGCUCUUCAACGAUACGGUCCUGUUCGCAAACCCUGAGUAUGUGAUGAACGUGGUGGAGGACGUGGCUACGCUGGAGAUUGCCACCGUCCAACCGUACCACGUGGGCAUCUACACGUGCGAGGCGAAGAAUGUGGCGGGAGUAGCCAUCAGCAGGGCCAACAUCGUCGUCCAGGAGAAGGAAGAGACCGGUGAGGCUCCACGGUUUGUAGUUCCGCUGAAGAUCGAACUGAAUGAGGCGAAAACGGUGGCUACGAUCACCUGCCAGGUGGCCGGCAUUCCCACACCCAAGGUCCGCUGGAUGCGUGACGAGGUAGAGAUCAUCGAGGAGGAGGAAGAGGAGAUCGAAACCUACUACGAACAGCGUACGGGACACGUGCGCUUGACGGUGAAGCGUCCGCAACAGAACGUUCCCGUUGUCUACACAGUGCUGGCGGAGAACAAGUUCGGCAAGGCGGUCGGUAAAGCGAAUGUAUUCAUCCAGUCCGUGGUGCUGGAACGCGUGAAACCGUCCGCAGUGGCGCCACAGAUUGUACAGCCUCUGGAAGCGCAGGUGGUCCGUACGGGAAGCACGCUGGUGUUCGAGUGUCGAUACACGGGUGCUCCCCGACCGACCGUUAAGUGGUUGCGCAACAAUAAGGAAAUUGUCGAGGAGGAAGAGAUCACGAUCGUCACCGAGGAGUACUAUAGUCGGUUGGAGAUUCGUCGCGUCACCCGCCAGCGUGGAGGCAAGUACGAGAUCACCGUCACCAACGAGGCAGGACAGGCCAAGUCGUCCGCCUCCGUUGCCAUCUCGGACGCUACCGAUACAGACGAGGCUAAGGCGCCACGCUUCGUGGAACCGCUGGUGCCCAAGCUGAUUGCCGAGGCGGAAGUCUGCAUCCUGGAGGCGUCGGUCGAUAGCUACCCGACGUCGACGUUCCAGUGGUUCAAGGAGGGCACGGCGAUCCGCUCCUCCAACGAGCAGCGCAUCGUCACGACCGACAACCGAUCGAUUCUGAUCAUCGAGUCGUUCAAGCGCCAGGACACGGGCGCGUACACGUGCCGUGCGGAGAAUGUGGCGGGUUCUGUAACGUCCACUGCGACCGUCCAGACGCUGGACACCAUCGAAACCGAGGAGGUUACCGAAUACAUAUCACCGCGGUUUUUGGAGACAAUCAAACCGACGCGUGUUAUGGAUGGCGAGCGCCUGACGCUCGAGUGUCGCGUCGUGGCGAUGCCGCUGCCCAAAGUCCACUGGUACCACAACGCGCAGCUGAUCCAGGAAACGAAGGACAAGCAGGUGCACCAGGACUCCACCGGUCGCUGCGUGCUCACCAUCAGCGAGGUGUUCCCCGAGGACAAGGGUGAGUAUACGUGCGUGGCGGAAAAUCGCAUCGGCGAGGCCAUCUGCCGGGCGACGAUCAGCGUCGAGCCGUUCGAGUACGUGCCCGAUUCGGAGCAGUUCCGCAGCUCAGAGGAAGAUUUGUUGACAGAUAAGUCUAUUUCAACACUGGAAGAGUACGCGGAACCGAUCGAAUAUGCACCGCAGAUCGUGAAGCAGCUGCCAACGAUCAUCCACUCGCAGGAACGCGAGCUAACCAAGCUGGAGGUGAAGGUCCACGCGCACCCGAAGCCCCAGAUUCGUUGGCUGAAGGCCGGUGAAGAGAUCAUACCUUCGGAGGAGUUCCAGAUCGAGAACUUCGCCGACGGCACCUCGAUCCUGAUCAUCAACGACAUCUAUCCGGACGACUCGGGCGAGAUUACGUUCGAGGCGCAUAAUGCCCUCGGCGUUGCCAUGACAACGACCGAGCUGGUUGUAGAAGAAAUCGUUGGAACCAAAGCGUAUCGCAAACCGGAAUGGGUGCAGCACAUGGAGGAGAUGAAGCAAGCACUGCAAGAAACACCAGAUCUCAGAGAAGAUGACCGCACCACCAUCGACAGCACCAUCAACACCACCAUGAACACUACAACAGUCAUGAAGAAAAAACACAAGAAGCUACGAUCCGAAAGAAAGCAGCAGCGUCACGCGGACGAAGAGACAGAGAUCGUCGAUAGUGAGGAAUCGAUCGAAGAGCGUCGACGCGAGUCGGUGCAGCAGCGCCGCCGGCAGCCACUGUCCCUCCUGCGUCCCCUGCUGCCCAGCGAGGAGCAGGUGCAGGAGGAGUUGGCCCCUGAUUUUGUUACCUCCCCGUUGCGCGAAACUCACAGCUUGCCGCUGGAGGUCGCCUCGGUGUCGAGUGAGCCGACCGUUUUGAACCUGGUCUCCAAUCUGCUGGAGCCGGCGAACACGACCGGCACUAGUGCCACGGUGAACGUCGUGCCGGAGAAGGCUCUGGUUACGGAGGAGGUGUUUUCGUCCGAGCGCGAGUCCGAUACGCUGCUCCUGGACAGUGCCCGACUGGCCACCAGUCCCCAGUACAAGCUUUUUGGUCUGAACGAACCGGUUGAAGUGUCCGAGGUAAGUGCGCAGGAAAGUUCAUUCGAGCAAGGUCCUUCGAAGGUGCCACAGGUGGCUCUGGCCACCCGGGACUACGUCCCUGUGCAGCCGCUUGUCGUAAGCGAAUCCGACAUCCACGAUAGUGCCGCUUUGCUGGAGCAACCCGCCUCCGAGGCGGUGAGCAAUGCCACCGUUCAGCUCCUAACGCACGACGCUACGAUCGUACAAGAAACCGUGUCGACUCAGGCGGAACGGGAUCUGCCGGACCUGCAACGUCCUACCGCGAGUCACGCACAUCCGAACGUUCUCUCCCGCGAGUCGCUUCAGGUGACUGAGGUGAGUCGCAUUGAAAAAGAGGACGCAUUCGAUGGGCGCCUGAAGUUACCGCUGGUACAACCAAACUACCAGAUAUUGCCGUCCGAAUCGAUCCAGAUGGAGGAAACGAUCACGCAGGACGCCCCGAGUCGCUACUACCCGGAGCUCGUCGUUCCAACCGAAAGCGCCCGCGCUCGGUUUAUCGAGCAGAAGUCCUACGUCACCGAGGUGAUGAACGCCCCGGAACGGGAGAACACCUACGUACCGGGACGACUUCCGCCGCAGCAAUGGGCUGACGUGCAGUGCGACCUGAAGGAACCCCUCUCAGUGACGGCGCAGCAAAUCCAGGAGAACGAGACAGAGUUUGCCACCGGACCACAGGUAACCUCGUACCAGGCGACGGGCACGGUCACAAUGAUCGAGAACCAACUGGUAACACAGCUGGUCAACGAAAGUACGAACGCGGAAAGCUUCCAAGCGGAACCGCUCGAAACGAAGACCGCCUCCGUUGAGUUCCUGGAACGAUCCAGUGUGUCCGUGUCGAACGUGGUCAGCAACGAGACCGAGGCGAAGCUGGAACCCUUCGAAGUGCUCGGUACGGCCAUGGCCCUCAGCACCCUAACCUCACUCAAACCGGUCAGCGAAUCGACGGAGGCCUUCGUGCAUGAGAAGGAAACGCUCCACCAGGGAGCGCCGCAGCCCAACCUAGCCUUUGCGGCAACGCUGCUGGAACCGAUCGAGAAUCUAGCCAUCACGGAGAUCGAGACGGCCGAUACGGCCGGCAGGUUUUCACCGGAGGCGGAAGAUCGCACCGAGCAGGCCACAGCCAGCUUCGUGCCGGUUCAAUCGCACUCCGUCGGGACGGUGGAAACGCACGAGAAGGAGUCGGAGCUGGCCGCGAAAACUCCCGCCCAGCCUGUGUUUGCCGAGAGGCAGCUCAAUCUUCAACACCAGCUGGAAGUGGUGGAAGCUGAGGCAAACGAGCGAGAGUCCACCUUCCUGCCGAUCACUGCACCGGCCGACCAAUUCCUCAAACCAACACCGACGGACAGUCUCAAGUCGGUGACGGUGCAGGAAACGAUUGCGGGUGUGUCCGAGGGUGAGUUGGAGAAAUUCUCACCCACAUCACAACUCGCGCGAUUCGUGCGCAUGGAUGAACACGAAGAGAAGACCGUCUCGGAGCUGACCGUCUACGAAUCGCUCCGGGCGCACGAAGAACCGGUGAGACCCGAGGAGAAGACCGCCGAACGCCAUCUACCUGAGCUGGCUAGCGAGCUUAUGGUGACGGAAGUAAUCAGUGGCCAAACGGCGGGUGAAGUGACUCAUCCGCAGGAGCUGGCGAAGGAUCACGUCCUCCAGCCGACUCCAACUCACUCGCUCAGGAUCGUGCAGGUGGAAGAGACGGUGGCAAACGAAGGACUGGAGCAGUUCGAUCGGCAAACUCUCGUAACCUCCCAGGCUAACGUAGGCGGUAGUGCGCACGAGGAAACGGUCAUCUCGGAAACGAUGGUGCUAGAGGGCGCCACCGUGUACUGCGCUCCGGAAGCUCCGGCACCCAAAUCCGCCCUCCCGAACGUUGACCGGCUGGUCGAAGGAUUGACCGUGACGGAGGUUGUCUCGGAGCAACGUGAACAAGCGGAUACAACCGAUCAACCGACGGUCAAGGAUCGUACAGCAAAGGCAGUGCCGACGGAAGCGCUCAAAUCGGUGCUCAUCGAGGAGGUGCAGCUGUCAAGCAUGGCAGAAACCAUGUCAACGCCAGAGACCGUACGAAGCGAGGCGCACGUAAGGCUGAGCGAUACGCGAGAACAAACUACCGUCCAAGAAUCGGUCGUACUCGAGGACGUCCAGAAGCUGGCCGAGGCGGACCAGCCCGAACGAAAGCGAGCCGAAACGACACUAACCGAGCCCCGCACCGAACUAACGAUCACUGAGGUCGUGACGGAAGAUCGCGAGCGUGAAGGCUUCGACGUGGCCGCUAUUGCGCGAGACUACACGGCACACCCGGUACCAACGGAGUCACUCAAGUCGGUGCAGGUAGAAACGGUGGAACUGGUCGAUUCCGUCGCCGCCAUCGGCACACCGAGUGUCGCCCAGUCGUCCGCCACCGUGCAAAGGGAUCAGCUCGAAGAGAAGAUCAUCAGCGAGCAGGUGGUUUACGAAGGCGUGGACCAUUACGAGCGAGAGAGUGUCUCCAUGCGGCAGGCAGAACCUCUGCUGGAGCCAAGAAGUGAGCUCACGAUUGUGGAAGUGGUCACCGAACAGAAGGAAGACGAGCGGGUCGAGCCGGAGCCGGUGAAAGAUGCGCGCGCCCAGACGAUUCCCUCGCAUAUGCUCAAGACGAUUCUGGUGGAACAGGUUCUUGCGUCGGAUUCUCUCGAGCGAAUGGAACAACCGCUGCAGCCAGAAACCCUCGCCCACGUGCAGAGUGACCAGCGCGAACAGACCACGGUGUCGGAAACCAUCGCCUAUGAGGGAACCGACCGACUGCAGGACGCGGUGAGGCCAAGCGAAAAAACCGCCGAUCUCACCAUCAUUCCCAACACCGAACUUCAAGUCGCCGAAACGGUUGUGGAGCAGCGGGAAAAGGAGGGCUUCAGCCUAGCAGAUCUCGCCCAGGAUCAGGUGGCGCGGCAGGUUCAAAGUCACGCCCUGAAGUCGAUCCAGGUGCUGGAAACGCUCACCAACGAGAUCACAACGCAGCUAAGUCAUGAGGGGCCCAAUGCAACGAAAGCUUCGACACAAAGUGACGCGCUCGAGCAAACGACUGUAUCGGAAACGUUUGCCUUUGAAGACACGCCCGCCAUGGAGGCCCCCACCAAACCGGCCACGAAGUUGGCGGAAUCCGUAUACGAGCCACAGGUCGGCGUGAUCGUAACGGAAGUCAACCCGGCACAAAAAGAGCGCGAAGGUUUCAGUGCGGCCGAACUGGCGCAAGAUCACACUGCGAUACCCGUAGCCGGACACGCGCUGAAGACGGUCCUGGUGGAAGAGGUUACGGUCUCCGAUACGCUCGAUAAACUACAGUCCCCGCAGCAGCUGACCAGCUCUGCCACGGUGCUGAGCGAACAGUUUGAGCAAACAACCGUGCAGGAGACGACGGUGUUCGAGCGCUCCGAGCAGCUACCGGUGGACGAGCUACCGGCAACAAAGUCCGCCGACCGGUCGUUCCUUCCGAACGCAGAGCUUAUCGUCACGGAAGUGGUCAGUGAGCAGAAGGAACGGGAAGGCUACGACGUGGCCGAGCUGGCCCGUGACCAUACCGCCAAGCGGACGGUCACUACGCACGAGCUGAAGUCGGUCACGGUCGAAGAAACGCAGACCGGUGAAAGUGCAACCCGGCUUGAGGAGGAACGGUUGGCGGAGACGACCUCCGCUGCGUUUAAAGAAGAUCGCCUCAGUGAAACCAUCGUUCAAGAGCCCGUCGUUAUGGAAAGCAUCGAUACCUACUCGAUGGAGUUUACGCCGAAGGAAAAACAAGCCCUACCAAAUGUCACUCCGAUGACGGAGCUGGUCGUGAUGGAGGUUGUGUCGGAGCAGAAGGAGAGCGAAGGCUACUCGGUGCAGGACAUCGCACAGCAGCACGUGGUGAAGCUGCUCCCAUCGCACACACUGAAGUCGGUGACCGUCGAAGAGGUGCAACCGUCCGAUGGCGUUGGAGAGGUGGACGAGACGCGUACCACCCAGCAUACCGCCAGCGUAAGCGAAGGUCAGCUGGAGUCGCAAACCGUAUCCGAACAGCUCGUCCUCGAAGGACUCGAUGUGUUGGCCGAACAGCAACAGCCGGCUCCGAAAUCGGCUACCUCGAACAUCGAGGCCAUCAGCGAGGUACAGGUGACGGAAGUCGUUUCCGAGCAGAGGGAGCAGGAAGGCUACGAUGUACAGCAGAUUUCUAGCAACUACGUCGCCAAAGAGGUCCCGUCCCAUACGCUCCGAUCCGCGCUUGUCGAAGAAACGCUCCCGGUCGAUGGCCUACAGCAGCUGGACAGCGUUCCACUAGGUUCGCACGCCAAACCACUGACCGACGAGAUCGAAGAACGGAUCAUUGCGGAAACGGUGGUGCUGGAAAAUGUCGACACCCUGGAGUUGCACUCCCGGCCGGAGGAGAAACGAGCCGAGAAGGUGCUACAGAGUCAAAUCGGGCUGGAGGUGACGGAGGUGAAUGCCGAGCAGAAGGAACGCGAUGGUUACAACGUGGCCGAUCUGAUGGUUCAGCAGGCCGCCAAAACGAUCCCCACCGAACCGCUCAAAUCGAUUACGGUCGAGGAAGUGGUGCUAUCCAGCGGUACGGAAGACAUUGGAGCGAAGGACGUGACCGCCACAUCUUCGGCCACGGUUCGCAGCGAUGAGCGUCAAGAGACGACCGUAUCGGAGCAAGUUGUCUAUGAAGGAGUCGAUCGCUUUGAUGAGCUGAGCGCUCCCGAGCAGAAAACAGCCUCCAGAUCCAUGCAGCCCAGUCAAGAGCUGAUCGUUACCGAAGUGGUGUCUGAGCAGAAGGAAUACGAUGGUUUCGAUGUACAGGCGAUCGCCAGCGCCAACACCGCUCACGUUGUUCCGGCGCAACUUCUUAAAUCCCUCGCCGUAGAACAGGUGGAAACGGUGGAAGGUCACGGAGAAAUGAAGGACGGGUUGUCUAUGCCAAGCGAGGGUCGCGCAUCCGUGAACGAAACCGAGCUAGAGCAGAAGACUAUACAGGAAACAUUGGUUUACGAAAAUGUUGCCGAAAAGCCGUCUGAACAAGCGCCGGAACAGAGGCUGGCCGAUUUCUGCGUACAGCCGAUCCAAGAACUCGUCAUCACCGAGGUGAUUGCCGAGCAGAAGGAGCGCGAUGGAUUCGAUGUGCAGGAGAUAGCUAAGAACUAUACGAUCCGUGCGACGACGGCAGGCCUACACAAAUCCGUUGAAGUUCGCGAGGUGCAAACAACGGACAAUCUGACCGAACUUGAAAUAACAACCAGCACCGCAAAGGCAACAACCAGCACCGAUAGGCUCGAGGAAACUAUAGGCUCGGAGACCACGGUGCUGGAAGGUUUUACGAAUUUGGUGGAAAUCAGUCCGGACAGAAAAACAGCUACACCCGCCGUACUCCCCAAGGACGAGCUGACGAUCACGGAAGUUGUGGCAGAGCAGCGUGAAAAGGAUGGCUACGAUGUGCGAGAGAUGGCUAAAAAUUUUACCGCGCAAUCGCUGCCAGCCGGGGAAGCGAUGAAAUCGAUCAUUGUGGAAGAAGUUCUUGUGAGUCACGACACGCCACAGAUGGCUCCUACUCAGAGUGUCACGCAGGAAGCAUCGUUCACCACGGAUCAAUCCGAACAGACCACCGUUUCGGAAACCAUCGUGUACGAAAAUCUGGGUCAACAACAAGUACAAGCUACUCCCAAAACGUUACACGCGGCCCCAAGUGUGGACGUGGUGUCGGAGGUUACCAUUACCGAAGUAAUCGCUGAACAGAAAACACAGGAAGGUAUCGAGCUGCCCGUGGUGGAGGGUCAGAAGGCAAAACUGCUGCCCAGUGAUGCACUGAAAUCCCUCACAGUGCAACAAGUUGAUGCACUGCAAAGUGUAACAGAUGUGCAGGAGGAACAGGUGCAGAAAACUAAAGCGUUUGUUAAAAGUGACACGAUCGACGAAACGACAACGAUGGAAACAACCGUGCUGGAGAACACCGCCGAAUAUAAACAGCAACUUGAGAUGAAUAUGCAAGCGGCAAAGUCCUCUACGGAUGAGGUUAUCAGGCAAUCACUCAUGAUAGAGCAAGUACUGACGUUGCAAAAGCCGGGAUCAUUCGCGUCAGACGCCUCGAAACCGUUGGAGGCCUCCGGAUCCUUAUCACCGGAUCAAUUGUUGCAAACCACGGUCCAGGAAGUCAUGGUCUUGGAAGGCACGGAAAAUCUAUCCGCCGAGCUUACGAUGGAUAAAAAGUAUCCUACACUCGACAUGCAAGGCCUCGAACUCCCCGUCUACAAUGAGGUCUCUGUGUCAGACACGAUGGCCGAACUAGCACCGAAACAGGAACCGGCGGCAAGCGCAAAACAGAGUCUCAACGAUAUGCUCUCGGCAGCGGCUACCUCGGAGACAUUGAGCCAGGAUUCGUUCAACCAACUUAGCGAUACCAAUAAGGCCGCUGCUCAGCAAGCUCACCGUACUAUGUCCAAUUUGUUCGUAUCGUCCACUACCGAAACAGUGCUGGGUGAGGGGUUAGAUAGGUCCGAUUUCAGUCUGCCAUCCGUGGCUCAUACUGCGUCCGUUAAAUUUACCGACACGACAGUAGUUCCCCUUCAGUCCGAGCAACUGGCAGCUGACACGGCACAGCCAUUCGAAGAGACAGUCGAGCCACGUAAGUUUGCCUCCACUGUGAUGGAGGAUGGUUUGAGGGCACCUGAAUGUUUAGAGAUAGCGAGUAACGAGUUGAACGACGUCACCAUGGACUUGGUAACGUCGGAGAGACGGGCGUCGGUUACUUUAAUAACUAACCAAACGGUCAAUACUUCCGAAACGACUCUGAGCGAAUAUGUAGAUCGGAUUGAGCUUGCUCAAGAGCCAGAACAGCGGUUCGCAAGACUGACACAAUCUGCUCUGCUUACGUAUGAAGAGUCUCGUCCUGUGAUAGAAAAGGAUCACACAGGACACAAAACACGAAAAACACAGACACACAGCAAACAGCUCAAGCACAUGGAAGAGCACACCGGGGAGGAACUAGAAACGCACGAACUCUUACACAUACAUGCAAACACCACAUCCAAGAAGACACAAAAAACACAAACCAAUAUUCUUGCGAAACAAACCAACGAAGAAAAUUUGAUUGUGGAAAUGCCUGAAGAGGUGAAGAUCACCGAGAUCAUCACUGAAGAAGGCAAGGCCAAGAAGCAAGUGGUCAAGAAACGCGUCAUCAAGAAGAAGACCGGAAAGAAGGAGCAGGUCACCGAGAUCGUCACCGUCCAAGAAGACGAUCAGCUGCCGCAGACGACUGUCACUGUCACUGAGAAGGAGCUUCCGUUCGAGGAAGUGACCGAGUUCCAGCCUACUCUGGUGCAACCACAAGAGGCCAUCGUGCAAGAGAUGCCUGAGGAAGUGAAGAUCACCGAGGUCGUCACUGAAGAAGGCAAGGCCAAGAAGCAAGUGAUCAAGAAACGCGUCAUCAAGAAGAAGGCCGGAAAGAAGGAGCAGAAGGAGCUUCCUUUCGAGGAAGUGACCGAGUUCCAGCCUACUCUGGUGCAACCACAAGAGGCCAUCGUGCAAGAGAUGCCUGAAGAGGUGAAGAUCACCGAGGUGGUCACUGAAGAAGGCAAGGCCAAGAAGCAAGUGAUCAAGAAACGCGUCAUCAAGAAGAAGGCCGGAAAGAAGGAGCAGGUCACCGAGAUCGUCACCGUCCAAGAAGACGAUCAGCUGCCGCAGACGACUGUCACUGUCACUGAGAAGGAGCUUCCGUUCGAGGAAGUAACCGAGUUCCAGCCUACUCUGAUGCAACCACAAGAGGCGAUCGUGCAAGAGAUGCCUGAAGAGGUGAAGAUCACCGAGGUGGUCACUGAAGAAGGCAAGGCCAAGAAGCAAGUGGUCAAGAAACGCACGACUGUCACUGUCACUGAGAAGGAGCUUCCGUUCGAGGAAGUGACCGAGUUCCAGCCUACUCUGGUGCAACCACAAGAGGCCAUCGUGCAAGAGAUGCCUGAGGAAGUGAAAGUCACUGAGGUUAUCACUGAAGAAGGCAAGCCCAAGAAGCAAGUGGUCAAGAAACGCGUCAUCAAGAAGAAGACCGGAAAGAAGGAGCAGGUCACCGAGAUCGUCACCGUCCAAGAAGACGAUCAGCUGCCGCAGACGACUGUCACUGUCACUGAGAAGGAGCUUCCGUUCGAGGAAAAACGCGUCAUCAAGAAGAAGGCCGGAAAGAAGGAGCAGGUCACCGAGAUCGUCACCGUCCAAGAAGACGAUCAGCUGCCCCAGACGACUGUCACUGUCACUGAGAAGGAGCUUCCGUUCGAGGAAGUGACCGAGUUCCAGCCUACUCUGGUGCAACCACAAGAGGCCAUCGUGCAAGAGAUGCCUGAGGAAGUGAAAGUCACUGAGGUUAUCACUGAAGAAGGCAAGCCCAAGAAGCAAGUGGUCAAGAAACGCGUCAUCAAGAAGAAGGCCGGAAAGAAGGAGCAGGUCACCGAGAUCGUCACCGUCGAAGAAGACGAUCAGCUGCCCCAGACGACUGUCACUGUCACUGAGAAGGAGCUUCCGUUCGAGGAAGUGACCGAGUUCCAGCCUACUCUGCUACAACCACAAGAGGCGAUCGUGCAAGAGAUGCCUGAGGAAGUGAAAGUCACUGAGGUUAUCACUGAAGAAGGCAAGCCCAAGAAGCAAGUGGUCAAGAAACGCGUCAUCAAGAAGAAGGCCGGAAAGAAGGAGCAGAAGGAGCUUCCGUUCGAGGAAGUGACCGAGUUCCAGCCUACUCUGGUGCAACUACAAGAGGCCAUCGUGCAAGAGAUGCCUGAGGAAGUGAAGAUCACCGAGGUUAUCACUGAAGAAGGCAAGCCCAAGAAGCAAGUGGUCAAGAAACGCGUCAUGAAGAAGAAGGCCGGAAAGAAGGAGCAGGUCACCGAGAUCGUCACCGUCCAAGAAGACGAUCAGCUGCCCCAGACGACUGUCACUGUCACUGAGAAGGAGCUUCCGUUCGAGGAAGUGACCGAGUUCCGGCCUACUCUGAUGCAACCACAAGAGGCCAUCGUGCAAGAGAUGCCUGAGGAAGUGAAAGUCACUGAGGUUAUCACUGAAGAAGGCAAGGCCAAAAAGCAAGUGAUCAAGAAACGCACGACUGUCACUGUCACUGAGAAGGAGCUUCCGUUCGAGGAAGUGACCGAGUUCCAGCCUACUCUGGUGCAACCACAAGAGGCGAUCGUGCAAGAGAUGCCUGAGGAAGUGAAGAUCACCGAGAUCGUCACUAAAGAAGGCAAGGCCAAGAAGCAAGUGGUCAAGAAACGCGUCAUCAAGAAGAAGGCCGGAAAGAAGGAGCAGGUCACCGAGAUCGUCACCGUCCAAGAAGACGAUCAGCUGCCCCAGACGACUGUCACUGUCACUGAGAAGGAGCUUCCGUUCGAGGAAAAACGCGUCAUCAAGAAGAAGGCCGGAAAGAAGGAGCAGGUCACCGAGAUCGUCACCGUCCAAGAAGACGAUCAGCUCCCGCAGACGACUGUCACUGUCACUGAGAAGGAGCUUCCGUUCGAGGAAGUGACCGAGUUCCAGCCUACUCUGAUGCAACCACAAGAGGCCAUCGUGCAAGAGAUGCCUGAAGAGGUGAAGAUCACCGAGGUGGUCACUGAAGAAGGCAAGGCCAAGAAGCAAGUGAUCAAGAAACGCGUCAUCAAGAAGAAGGCCGGAAAGAAGGAGCAGGUCACCGAGAUCGUCACCGUCCAAGAAGACGAUCAGCUGCCCCAGACGACUGUCACUGUCACUGAGAAGGAGCUUCCGUUCGAGGAAGUGACCGAGUUCCAGCCUACUCUGAUGCAACCACAAGAGGCCAUCGUGCAAGAGAUGCCUGAGGAAGUGAAGAUCACCGAGAUCGUCACUAAAGAAGGCAAGGCCAAGAAGCAAGUGGUCAAGAAACGCGUCAUCAAGAAGAAGGCCGGAAAGAAGGAGCAGAAGGAGCUUCCGUUCGAGGAAGUGACCGAGUUCCAGCCUACUCUGGUGCAACCACAAGAGGCCAUCGUGCAAGAGAUGCCUGAGGAAGUGAAGAUCACCGAGAUCGUCACUAAAGAAGGCAAGGCCAAGAAGCAAGUGGUCAAGAAACGCGUCAUCAAGAAGAAGGCCGGAAAGAAGGAGCAGGUCACCGAGAUCGUCACCGUCCAAGAAGACGAUCAGCUGCCGCAGACGACUGUCACUGUCACUGAGAAGGAGCUUCCGUUCGAGGAAGUGACCGAGUUCCAGCCUACUCUGAUGCAACCACAAGAGGCCAUCGUGCAAGAGAUUCCUGAGGAAGUGAAAGUCACUGAGGUUAUCACUGAAGAAGGCAAGGCCAAGAAGCAAGUGAUCAAGAAACGCACGACUGUCACUGUCACUGAGAAGGAGCUUCCGUUCGAGGAAGUGACCGAGUUCCAGCCUACUCUGAUGCAACCACAAGAGGCCAUCGUGCAAGAGAUGCCUGAAGAGGUAAAGAUCACUGAGGUGGUCACUGAAGAAGGCAAACCCAAGAAGCAAGUGAUCAAGAAACGCGUCAUCAAGAAGAAGGCCGGAAAGAAGGAGCAGGUCACCGAGAUCGUCACCGUCCAAGAAGACGAUCAGCUCCCGCAGACGACUGUCACUGUCACUGAGAAGGAGCUUCCGUUCGAGGAAAAACGCGUCAUCAAGAAGAAGGCCGGAAAGAAGGAGCAGGUCACCGAGAUCGUCACCGUCCAAGAAGACGAUCAGCUGCCCCAGACGACUGUCACUGUCACUGAGAAGGAGCUUCCGUUCGAGGAAGUGACCGAGUUCCAGCCUACUCUGGUGCAACCACAAGAGGCCAUCGUGCAAGAGAUGCCUGAGGAAGUGAAGAUCACCGAGAUCGUCACUAAAGAAGGCAAGGCCAAGAAGCAAGUGGUCAAGAAACGCGUCAUCAAGAAGAAGGCCGGAAAGAAGGAGCAGGUCACCGAGAUCGUCACCGUCCAAGAAGACGAUCAGCUGCCCCAGACGACUGUCACUGUCACUGAGAAGGAGCUUCCGUUCGAGGAAGUGACCGAGUUCCAGCCUACUAUGGUGCAACCACAAGAGGCCAUCGUGCAAGAGAUGCCUGAGGAAGUGAAAGUCACCGAGGUUAUCACUGAAGAAGGCAAGGCCAAGAAGCAAGUGGUCAAGAAACGCGUCAUCAAGAAGAAGGCCGGAAAGAAGGAGCAGAAGGAGCUUCCGUUCGAGGAAGUGACCGAGUUCCAGCCUACUCUGUUGCAACCACAAGAGGCCAUCGUGCAAGAGAUUCCUGAGGAAGUGAAAGUCACUGAGGUUAUCACUGAAGAAGGCAAGGCCAAGAAGCAAGUGAUCAAGAAACGCGUCAUCAAGAAGAAGGCCGGAAAGAAGGAGCAGGUCACCGAGAUCGUCACCGUCCAAGAAGACGAUCAGCUCCCGCAGACGACUGUCACUGUCACUGAGAAGGAGCUUCCGUUCGAGGAAGUGACCGAGUUCCAGCCUACUCUGAUGCAACCACAAGAGGCCAUCGUGCAAGAGAUGCCUGAAGAGGUAAAGAUCACUGAGGUGGUCACUGAAGAAGGCAAACCCAAGAAGCAAGUGAUCAAGAAACGCGUCAUCAAGAAGAAGGCCGGAAAGAAGGAGCAGGUCACCGAGAUCGUCACCGUCCAAGAAGACGAUCAGCUCCCGCAGACGACUGUCACUGUCACUGAGAAGGAGCUUCCGUUCGAGGAAGUGACCGAGUUCCAGCCUACUCUGAUGCAACCACAAGAGGCCAUCGUGCAAGAGAUGCCUGAGGAAGUGAAGAUCACCGAGGUUAUCACUGAAGAAGGCAAGCCCAAGAAGCAAGUGGUCAAGAAACGCGUCAUCAAGAAGAAGGCCGGAAAGAAGGAGCAGGUCACCGAGAUCGUCACCGUCCAAGAAGACGAUCAGCUGCCGCAGACGACUGUCACUGUCACUGAGAAUGAGCUUCCGUUCGAGGAAGUGACCGAGUUCCAGCCUACUCUGAUGCAACCACAAGAGGCCAUCGUGCAAGAGAUGCCUGAGGAAGUGAAGAUCACCGAGGUUAUCACUGAAGAAGGCAAGCCCAAGAAGCAAGUGGUCAAGAAACGCGUCAUCAAGAAGAAGGCCGGAAAGAAGGAGCAGGUCACCGAGAUCGUCACCGUCCAAGAAGACGAUCAGCUGCCGCAGACGACUGUCACUGUCACUGAGAAGGAGCUUCCGUUCGAGGAAGUGACCGAGUUCCAGCCUACUCUGGUGCAACCACAAGAGGCCAUCGUGCAAGAGAUGCCUGAGGAAGUGAAGAUCACCGAGAUCGUCACUAAAGAAGGCAAGGCCAAGAAGCAAGUGGUCAAGAAACGCGUCAUCAAGAAGAAGGCCGGAAAGAAGGAGCAGGUCACCGAGAUCGUCACCGUCCAAGAAGACGAUCAGCUGCCCCAGACGACUGUCACUGUCACUGAGAAGGAGCUUCCGUUCGAGGAAGUGACCGAGUUCCAGCCUACUCUGGUGCAACCACAAGAGGCCAUCGUGCAAGAGAUGCCUGAGGAAGUGAAAGUCACUGAGGUUAUCACUGAAGAAGGCAAGGCCAAGAAGCAAGUGAUCAAGAAACGCGUCAUCAAGAAGAAGGCCGGAAAGAAGGAGCAGAAGGAGCUUCCGUUCGAGGAAGUGACCGAGUUCCAGCCUACUCUGGUGCAACCACAAGAGGCCAUCGUGCAAGAGAUGCCUGAGGAAGUGAAGAUCACCGAGAUCGUCACUAAAGAAGGCAAGGCCAAGAAGCAAGUGAUCAAGAAACGCGUCAUCAAGAAGAAGGCCGGAAAGAAGGAGCAGGUCACCGAGAUCGUCACCGUCCAAGAAGACGAUCAGCUCCCGCAGACGACUGUCACUGUCACUGAGAAGGAGCUUCCGUUCGAGGAAGUGACCGAGUUCCAGCCUACUCUGAUGCAACCACAAGAGGCCAUCGUGCAAGAGAUGCCUGAAGAGGUGAAGAUCACCGAGGUGGUCACUGAAGAAGGCAAGGCCAAGAAGCAAGUGAUCAAGAAACGCGUCAUCAAGAAGAAGGCCGGAAAGAAGGAGCAGGUCACCGAGAUCGUCACCGUCCAAGAAGACGAUCAGCUGCCCCAGACGACUGUCACUGUCACUGAGAAGGAGCUUCCGUUCGAGGAAGUGACCGAGUUCCAGCCUACUCUGGUGCAACCACAAGAGGCCAUCGUGCAAGAGAUGCCUGAGGAAGUGAAAGUCACUGAGGUUAUCACUGAAGAAGGCAAGGCCAAGAAGCAAGUGAUCAAGAAACGCGUCAUCAAGAAGAAGGCCGGAAAGAAGGAGCAGGUCACCGAGAUCGUCACCGUCCAAGAAGACGAUCAGCUGCCCCAGACGACUGUCACUGUCACUGAGAAGGAGCUUCCGUUCGAGGAAGUGACCGAGUUCCAGCCUACUCUGGUGCAACCACAAGAGGCGAUCGUGCAAGAGAUGCCUGAGGAAGUGAAGAUCACCGAGGUUAUCACUGAAGAAGGCAAGCCCAAGAAGCAAGUGGUCAAGAAACGCGUCAUCAAGAAGAAGGCUGGAAAGAAGGAGCAGGUCACCGAGAUCGUCACCGUCCAAGAAGACGAUCAGCUGCCCCAGAUGACUGUCACUGUCACUGAGAAGGAGCUUCCGUUCGAGGAAGUGACCGAGUUCCAGCCUACUCUGGUGCAACCACAAGAGGCGAUCGUGCAAGAGAUGCCUGAAGAAGUGAAGAUCACCGAGGUUAUCACUGAAGAAGGCAAGGCCAAGAAGCAAGUGGUCAAGAAACGCGUCAUCAAGAAGAAGGCCGGAAAGAAGGAGCAGGUCACCGAGAUCGUCACCGUCCAAGAAGACGAUCAGCUGCCCCAGACGACUGUCACUGUCACUGAGAAGGAGCUUCCGUUCGAGGAAGUGACCGAGUUCCAGCCUACUCUGUUGCAACCACAAGAGGCCAUCGUGCAAGAGAUUCCUGAGGAAGUGAAAGUCACUGAGGUUAUCACUGAAGAAGGCAAGGCCAAGAAGCAAGUGAUCAAGAAACGCGUCAUCAAGAAGAAGGCCGGAAAGAAGGAGCAGAAGGAGCUUCCGUUCGAGGAAGUGACCGAGUUCCAGCCUACUCUGGUGCAACCACAAGAGGCGAUCGUGCAAGAGAUGCCUGAAGAAGUGAAGAUCACCGAGGUUAUCACUGAAGAAGGCAAGGCCAAGAAGCAAGUGGUCAAGAAACGCGUCAUCAAGAAGAAGGCCGGAAAGAAGGAGCAGGUCACCGAGAUCGUCACCGUCCAAGAAGACGAUCAGCUGCCCCAGACGACUGUCACUGUCACUGAGAAGGAGCUUCCGUUCGAGGAAGUGACCGAGUUCCAGCCUACUCUGGUGCAACCACAAGAGGCCAUCGUGCAAGAGAUGCCUGAGGAAGUGAAAGUCACUGAGGUUAUCACUGAAGAAGGCAAGCCCAAGAAGCAAGUGGUCAAGAAACGCGUCAUCAAGAAGAAGGCCGGAAAGAAGGAGCAGGUCACCGAGAUCGUCACCGUCCAAGAAGACGAUCAGCUGCCCCAGACGACUGUCACUGUCACUGAGAAGGAGCUUCCGUUCGAGGAAGUGACCGAGUUCCAGCCUACUCUGGUGCAACCACAAGAGGCCAUCGUGCAAGAGAUGCCUGAGGAAGUGAAGAUCACCGAGGUUAUCACUGAAGAAGGCAAGGCCAAGAAGCAAGUGGUCAAGAAACGCGUCAUCAAGAAGAAGGCUGGAAAGAAGGAGCAGGUCACCGAGAUCGUCACCGUCCAAGAAGACGAUCAGCUGCCGCAGACGACUGUCACUGUCACUGAGAAGGAGCUUCCGUUCGAGGAAGUGACCGAGUUCCAGCCUACUCUGAUGCAACCACAAGAGGCCAUCGUCCAAGAUAUGCCUGAGGAAGUGAAAGUCACUGAGGUUAUCACUGAAGAAGGCAAGGCCAAGAAGCAAGUGAUCAAGAAACGCGUCAUCAAGAAGAAGGCCGGAAAGAAGGAGCAGGCCACCGAGAUCGUCACCGUCCAAGAAGACGAUCAGCUGCCCCAGACGACUGUCACUGUCACUGAGAAGGAGCUUCCGUUCGAGGAAGUGACCGAGUUCCAGCCUACUCUGGUGCAACCACAAGAGGCCAUCGUGCAAGAGAUGCCUGAGGAAGUGAAGAUCACCGAGAUCGUCACUAAAGAAGGCAAGGCCAAGAAGCAAGUGGUCAAGAAACGCGUCAUCAAGAAGAAGGCUGGAAAGAAGGAGCAGGUCACCGAGAUCGUCACCGUCCAAGAAGACGAUCAGCUGCCGCAGACGACUGUCACUGUCACUGAGAAGGAGCUUCCGUUCGAGGAAGUGACCGAGUUCCAGCCUACUCUGAUGCAACCACAAGAGGCCAUCGUGCAGGAGAUGCCUGAGGAAGUGAAGAUCACCGAGGUUAUCACUGAAGAAGGCAAGGCCAAGAAGCAAGUGGUCAAGAAACGCGUCAUCAAGAAGAAGGCCGGAAAGAAGGAGCAGAAGGAGCUUCCGUUCGAGGAAGUGACCGAGUUCCAGCCUACUCUGAUGCAACCACAAGAGGCCAUCGUGCAAGAGAUGCCUGAGGAAGUGAAGAUCACCGAGGUUAUCACUGAAGAAGGCAAGCCCAAGAAGCAAGUGGUCAAGAAACGCGUCAUCAAGAAGAAGGCCGGAAAGAAGGAGCAGGUCACCGAGAUCGUCACCGUCCAAGAAGACGAUCAGCUGCCGCAGACGACUGUCACUGUCACUGAGAAGGAGCUUCCGUUCGAGGAAGUGACCGAGUUCCAGCCUACUCUGAUGCAACCACAAGAGGCCAUCGUGCAAGAGAUGCCUGAGGAAGUGAAGAUCACCGAGGUUAUCACUGAAGAAGGCAAGCCCAAGAAGCAAGUGGUCAAGAAACGCGUCAUCAAGAAGAAGGCCGGAAAGAAGGAGCAGGUCACCGAGAUCGUCACCGUCCAAGAAGACGAUCAGCUGCCGCAGACGACUGUCACUGUCACUGAGAAGGAGCUUCCGUUCGAGGAAGUGACCGAGUUCCAGCCUACUCUGAUGCAACCACAAGAGGCCAUCGUGCAAGAGAUGCCUGAGGAAGUGAAAGUCACUGAGGUUAUCACUGAAGAAGGCAAGGCCAAGAAGCAAGUGAUCAAGAAACGCGUCAUCAAGAAGAAGGCCGGAAAGAAGGAGCAGGUCACCGAGAUCGUCACCGUCCAAGAAGACGAUCAGCUGCCGCAGACGACUGUCACUGUCACUGAGAAGGAGCUUCCGUUCGAGGAAGUGACCGAGUUCCAGCCUACUCUGAUGCAACCACAAGAGGCGAUCGUGCAAGAGAUGCCUGAGGAAGUGAAGAUCACCGAGGUCGUCACUGAAGAAGGCAAACCCAAGAAGCAAGUGAUCAAGAAACGCGUCAUCAAGAAGAAGGCCGGAAAGAAGGAGCAGGUCACCGAGAUCGUCACCGUCCAAGAAGACGAUCAGCUGCCGCAGACGACUGUCACUGUCACUGAGAAGGAGCUUCCGUUCGAGGAAGUGACCGAGUUCCAGCCUACUCUGAUGCAACCACAAGAGGCCAUCGUGCAAGAGAUGCCUGAAGAGGUAAAGAUCACUGAGGUGGUCACUGAAGAAGGCAAACCCAAGAAGCAAGUGAUCAAGAAACGCGUCAUCAAGAAGAAGGCCGGAAAGAAGGAGCAGGUCACCGAGAUCGUCACCGUCCAAGAAGACGAUCAGCUGCCGCAGACGACUGUCACUGUCACUGAGAAGGAGCUUCCGUUCGAGGAAGUGACCGAGUUCCAGCCUACUCUGGUGCAACCACAAGAGGCGAUCGUGCAAGAGAUGCCUGAAGAGGUAAAGAUCACUGAGGUGGUCACUGAAGAAGGCAAACCCAAGAAGCAAGUGAUCAAGAAACGCGUCAUCAAGAAGAAGGCCGGAAAGAAGGAGCAGGUCACCGAGAUCGUCACCGUCCAAGAAGACGAUCAGCUGCCGCAGACGACUGUCACUGUCACUGAGAAGGAGCUUCCGUUCGAGGAAGUGACCGAGUUCCAGCCUACUCUGAUGCAACCACAAGAGGCCAUCGUGCAAGAGAUGCCUGAGGAAGUGAAAGUCACUGAGGUUAUCACUGAAGAAGGCAAGGCCAAGAAGCAAGUGGUCAAGAAACGCGUCAUCAAGAAGAAGGCCGGAAAGAAGGAGCAGGUCACCGAGAUCGUCACCGUCCAAGAAGACGAUCAGCUGCCGCAGACGACUGUCACUGUCACUGAGAAGGAGCUUCCGUUCGAGGAAGUGACCGAGUUCCAGCCUACUCUGAUGCAACCACAAGAGGCCAUCGUGCAAGAGAUGCCUGAGGAAGUGAAGAUCACCGAGGUUAUCACUGAAGAAGGCAAGCCCAAGAAGCAAGUGGUCAAGAAACGCGUCAUCAAGAAGAAGGCCGGAAAGAAGGAGCAGGUCACCGAGAUCGUCACCGUCCAAGAAGACGAUCAGCUGCCGCAGACGACUGUCACUGUCACUGAGAAGGAGCUUCCGUUCGAGGAAGUGACCGAGUUCCAGCCUACUCUGAUGCAACCACAAGAGGCCAUCGUGCAAGAGAUGCCUGAGGAAGUGAAGAUCACCGAGGUCGUCACUGAAGAAGGCAAGGCCAAGAAGCAAGUGGUCAAGAAACGCGUCAUCAAGAAGAAGGCUGGAAAGAAGGAGCAGAAGGAGCUUCCGUUCGAGGAAGUGACCGAGUUCCAGCCUACUCUGAUGCAACCACAAGAGGCCAUCGUGCAGGAGAUGCCUGAAGAGGUGAAGAUCACCGAGGUGGUCACUGAAGAAGGCAAGCCCAAGAAGCAAGUGAUCAAGAAACGCGUCAUCAAGAAGAAGGCCGGAAAGAAGGAGCAGGUCACCGAGAUCGUCACCGUCCAAGAAGACGAUCAGCUGCCGCAGACGACUGUCACUGUCACUGAGAAGGAGCUUCCGUUCGAGGAAGUGACCGAGUUCCAGCCUACUCUGAUGCAACCACAAGAGGCCAUCGUGCAAGAGAUGCCUGAGGAAGUGAAAGUCACUGAGGUUAUCACUGAAGAAGGCAAGGCCAAGAAGCAAGUGGUCAAGAAACGCGUCAUCAAGAAGAAGGCCGGAAAGAAGGAGCAGGUCACCGAGAUCGUCACCGUCCAAGAAGACGAUCAGCUGCCCCAGACGACUGUCACUGUCACUGAGAAGGAGCUUCCGUUCGAGGAAGUGACCGAGUUCCAGCCUACUAUGUUGCAACCACAAGAGGCGAUCGUGCAAGAGAUGCCUGAAGAGGUGAAGAUCACCGAGGUGGUAACUGAAGAAGGCAAGGCCAAGAAGCAAGUGGUCAAGAAACGAGUCAUCAAGAAGAAGGCCGGAAAGAAGGAGCAGGUCACCGAGAUCGUCACCGUCCAAGAAGACGAUCAGCUGCCGCAGACGACUGUCACUGUCACUGAGAACGAGCUUCCGUUCGAGGAAGUGACCGAGUUCCAGCCUACUGGAUUGGAACUUCAUCACGUGUCCAAUGUAGUAGUACCGUUCAUGUUUGAUAAGCAAGAACAUGGGGCCGUAAUUGAAGAAGCUCUAGAUGAUGGCGACGAAGAAAUAUCUCCUUCAAUACCAUCGGAAGUGGUUAUUGAGGAAGUUGAAGAAUCUGCAUCACCACUCAACAUCACAGACCUUAAAGAAACACCAAAGAUCGUACAAGAAGUCACAACAAAACAAACAUCUAAGAAGAAACAAACACAAACACUGGGCCUCGAACAGAUUGAAAGUGUAUUAUCCGAACAAGAAGUGGAAUUCUUGCCGGAUGAAACUGAACAAACGGCUAACAUACGCGAGGUAGUGUCGAAGCGGGCAAAGAGUAAAAAAUCUAAAGUAACUGUUAUACAAGGGGUCACUGCAACUGUACUGGACGAAGGGGAUGAACAAGAACCAUUAAUACUAAAAGAACUGCCAGAACAAGAGGUUGCUAAGGCGGUAAAAGAACUGUCACAACAAGAAGCAGCUGAAGUUGGCACGGUACCUGAAAUUCAGGAUGCAUUGAAAACGAAGAAAAAGAAGGUCAAAAUCGUCAAGAAGAAGGUUGGUGAUGCUGACGAUAUCAUUGAACGUCUGCUCAAUCUGGAGGUCAAGAAAACUGAGCUGGAACAAUACGAGAAAACCGAUGUCGAUAUACCGAAGCGACUUCGUCCGGUCGAAGAAACAACUAUUGAGGAACUUCCUGAAGUUACAGAAGAAGUCAAAACGUCUUCUGGCGCUGUCAAAACGCAAAUUGUCAAGAAAAAGAUCAUCAAGAAACGCGUUGGUCCGAAAGAAGAGGUUACUGAAGAGGUUACGGUUCAAGAAGAGGGCAAACAACCUGAAACCACAGUAACCGUAACUGAACACGAGGUUCCUUAUGACGUGGUGGAGCCAUUCGAUGAAGAAAUGAAACCUCAACAGGCUGUUGAAGAAGAAUAUACCCAACCUCUAGAAGCUACGGUUAAAACUGUUACCACCAAAGUUAUCAAAAAGAAAACGAAAAAGAUACAACAAACCGAGCCGACUGUAGAAGAUGUUACGCAAGAAGAAAUUUCCGAUUUUGUGCUUCAACCAACUCUUGUCCAACAACCUGUUAUCGAAGAGCUCCCUGAACAAGUCGAAGUUCUGGAAACCAUCAGUGAAGAAGGUAAACCUAAAAAGAAGGUUGUCAAAACCAAGGUUAUCAAGAAGAAAACGGACGAUAAAGUGGAGGAAGUAACAAUUGUCACGGUGCAACAAGACGAUCAAGUUCCGGAGACCACUGUCACUAUGACCGAAGAGCAAGUUGAGCCUACACUUGUCACAGAAGAAACUACAUCAGUAGACAUUGUCAAACCCAAAAAGAAGAAGAUCAAAACCAUCAAGAGAAAGGGUGAUGAUACUGACGAUAUCAUUGAACGUCUGCUCAAUCUGGAGGUCAAGAAAACUGAGCUGGAACAAUACGAGAAAAUCGAUGUCGAUAUACCGAAGCGACUUCGUCCGGUCGAAGAAACAACUAUUGAGGAACUUCCUGAAGUUACAGAAGAAGUCAAAACGUCUUCUGGCGCUGUCAAAACGCAAAUUGUCAAGAAAAAGAUCAUCAAGAAACGCGUUGGCCCGAAAGAAGAGGUUACUGAAGAGGUUACGAUUCAAGAAGAGGGCAAACAACCUGAAACCACAGUAACCGUAACUGAGCACGAGGUUCCUUAUGACGUGGUAGAGCCAUUCGAUGAAGAAAUGAAACCUCAACUGGCUGUUGAAGAAGACUAUACCCAACCUCUAGAAGCUACGGUUAAAACUGUUACCACCAGAGUUAUCAAGAAGAAAACGAAAAAGAUACAACAAACCGAGCCGACUGUAGAAGAUGUUACGCAAGAAGAAAUUUCCGAUUUUGUGCUUCAACCAACUCUUGUCCAACAACCUGUUAUCGAAGAGCUACCUGAACAAGUCGAAGUUCUGGAAACCAUCAGUGAAGAAGGUAAACCUAAAAAGAAGGUUGUCAAAACUAAGGUUAUCAAGAAGAAAACGGACGAUAAAGUGGAGGAAGUAACAAUUGUAACGGUGCAACAAGACGAUCAAGUUCCGGAGACCACUGUCACUAUGACCGAAGAGCAAGUAGAGCCUACACUUGUCACAGAAGAAACUACAUCAGUAGACACUGUCAAACCUAAAAAGAAGAAGAUCAAAACCAUCAAGAGAAAGGGUGACGAUACUGACGAUAUCAUUGAACGUCUGCUCAAUCUGGAGGUCAAGAAAACUGAGCUGGAACAAUACGAGAAAAUCGAUGUCGACAUACCGAAGCGACUUCGUCCGGUCGAAGAAACUACUAUCGAGGAACUUCCUGAAGUUACAGAAGAAAUCAAAACGUCUUCUGGCGCUGUCAAAACGCAAAUUGUCAAGAAAAAGAUCAUCAAGAAACGCGUUGGCUCGAAAGAAGAGGUUAUUGAAGAGGUUACGGUUCAAGAAGAGGGCAAACAACCUGAAACCACAGUCACCGUCACUGAGCACGAGGUUCCUUAUGACGUGGUAGAGCCAUUCGAUGAAGAAAUGAAACCUCAACAGGCUGUUGAAGAAGAAUAUACCCAACCUCUAGAAGCUACGGUUAAAACUGUUACCACCAAAGUUAUCAAGAAGAAAACGAAAAAGAUACAACAAACCGAGCCGACUGUAGAAGAUGUUACGCAAGAAGAAAUUUCCGAUUUUGUGCUUCAACCAACUCUUGUCCAACAACCUGUUAUCGAAGAGCUCCCUGAACAAGUCGAAGUUCUGGAAACCAUCAGUGAAGAAGGUAAACCUAAAAAGAAGGUUGUCAAAACUAAGGUUAUCAAGAAGAAAACGGACGAUAAAGUGGAGGAGGUAACAAUUGUAACGGUGCAACAAGACGAUCAAGUUCCGGAGACCACUGUCACUAUGACCGAAGAGCAAGUUGAGCCUACACUUGUCACAGAAGAAACUACAUCAGUUGACACUGUCAAACCUAAAAAGAAGAAGAUCAAAACCAUCAAGAGAAAGGGUGACGAUACUGACGAUAUCAUUGAACGUCUGCUCAAUCUGGAGGUCAAGAAAACUGAGCUGGAACAAUACGAGAAAAUCGAUGUCGAUAUACCGAAGCGACUUCGUCCGGUCGAAGAAACUACUAUCGAGGAACUUCCUGAAGUUACAGAAGAAAUCAAAACGUCUUCUGGCGCUGUCAAAACGCAAAUUGUCAAGAAAAAGAUCAUCAAGAAACGCGUUGGCUCGAAAGAAGAGGUUAUUGAAGAGGUUACGGUUCAAGAAGAGGGCAAACAACCUGAAACCACAGUCACCGUCACUGAGCACGAGGUUCCUUAUGACGUGGUAGAGCCAUUCGAUGAAGAAAUGAAACCUCAACAGGCUGUUGAAGAAGAAUAUACCCAACCUCUAGAAGCUACGGUUAAAACUGUUACCACCAAAGUUAUCAAAAAGAAAACGAAAAAGAUACAACAAACCGAGCCGACUGUAGAAGAUGUUACACAAGAAGAAAUUUCCGAUUUCGUGCUUCAACCAACUCUUAUCCAACAACCUGUUAUCGAAGAGCUACCUGAACAAGUCGAAGUUCUGGAAACCAUCAGUGAAGAAGGUAAACCUAAAAAGAAGGUUGUCAAAACUAAGGUUAUCAAGAAGAAAACGGACGAUAAAGUGGAAGAGGUAACAAUUGUAACGGUGCAACAAGACGAUCAAGUUCCGGAGACCACUGUCACUAUGACCGAAGAGCAAGUUGAGCCUACACUUGUCACAGAAGAAACUACAUCAGUAGACACUGUCAAACCUAAAAAGAAGAAGAUCAAAACCAUCAAGAGAAAGGGUGACGAUACUGACGAUAUCAUUGAACGUCUGCUCAAUCUGGAGGUCAAGAAAACUGAGCUGGAACAAUACGAGAAAAUCGAUGUCGACAUACCGAAGCGACUUCGUCCGGUCGAAGAAACUACUAUCGAGGAACUUCCUGAAGUUACAGAAGAAAUCAAAACGUCUUCUGGCGCUGUCAAAACGCAAAUUGUCAAGAAAAAGAUCAUCAAGAAACGCGUUGGCUCGAAAGAAGAGGUUAUUGAAGAGGUUACGGUUCAAGAAGAGGGCAAACAACCUGAAACCACAGUCACCGUCACUGAGCACGAGGUUCCUUAUGACGUGGUAGAGCCAUUCGAUGAAGAAAUGAAACCUCAACAGGCUGUUGAAGAAGAAUAUACCCAACCUCUAGAAGCUACGGUUAAAACUGUUACCACCAAAGUUAUCAAGAAGAAAACGAAAAAGAUACAACAAACCGAGCCGACUGUAGAAGAUGUUACGCAAGAAGAAAUUUCCGAUUUUGUGCUUCAACCAACUCUUGUCCAACAACCUGUUAUCGAAGAGCUCCCUGAACAAGUCGAAGUUCUGGAAACCAUCAGUGAAGAAGGUAAACCUAAAAAGAAGGUUGUCAAAACCAAGGUUAUCAAGAAGAAAACGGACGAUAAAGUGGAAGAGGUAACAAUUGUGACGGUGCAACAAGACGAUCAAGUUCCGGAGACCACUGUCACUAUGACCGAAGAGCAAGUUGAGCCUACACUUGUCACAGAAGAAACUACAUCAGUAGACAUUGUCAAACCCAAAAAGAAGAAGAUCAAAACCAUCAAGAGAAAGGGUGACGAUACUGACGAUAUCAUUGAACGUCUGCUCAAUCUGGAGGUCAAGAAAACUGAGCUGGAACAAUACGAGAAAAUCGAUGUCGAUAUACCGAAGCGACUUCGUCCGGUUGAAGAAACUACUAUCGAAGAACUUCCUGAAGUUACAGAAGAAGUCAAAACGUCUUCUGGCGCUAUCAAAACGCAAAUUGUCAAGAAAAAGAUCAUCAAGAAACGCGUUGGGCCGAAAGAAGAGGUUACUGAAGAGGUUACGGUUCAAGAAGAGGGCAAACAACCAGAAACCACAGUAACCGUCACUGAGCACCAGGUUCCUUAUGAUCAAGUACAAGAGUUCAUCGUUGAUCUGCCGCAACAACAAGAAACCGUAGUGGAAGAACUGCCAGAAGAAAUUCAGGUCAGUGAAGUGGUCUCUGCAAGUGGAAAAGUUAAGAAACAAACUACAAAGAAACGCACCGUGAAAAAGACAGUCGGAGACAAGGAAGAACUUGUCGAAGUGGUUACCGUUCAGGAAGAAGGUGAAAAGCCAGAAACAACGAUCACCAUUACGGAAGUAGAAACGCAACCAGAACCUGUUGCUGAAGAAAAGGACUCCAUUCCUACGACACAACCAAAAGAAAAGCAAAAACUAAAAAAGAAAAAGGUUAAAAGCAUCAAGACAACUGAUGAAGUGGACGAUAUCAUUGAAAAGCUGCUCAACCUAGAGGUAAAGAAAACCGAACUGGAACGCUACGAGCGAGUUGAAGUUGAACUGAAAAAACGGUCGAAGUCGGUGGUUGAGGAAACGCUACUACAACCUAAUGCUGAGGUUGCCGUAUUGGAAACGUUAGAAAUGCCACCUCUAGAAACUGUUCGCCGAAAGUCAGUAAAGGAACAACCAUCGGAACCGGAAGAUGUUAAAAAAAUGGUAAAGAAAAAGAAACCUGCUUCCGUGCCAACCCAACUAGCAACAGAAGAUCUAAUACCAACCGUUGUUGAAGCUGUAGAAGAUGUUAUUCUGGAACCGAAGUUAGAAGAAGCAGUCGCGCCUGGAGAGGAAAGGGAAGAGAAGACAGGAAAGGUAAUCAAAAAGAAAAUCGUCAAAAAGUCUGCAUCGAAGGAAAAACCAACAGACGUCGAAGAUGCACCGAGUGAAUCUAUCGCUCAGGAUAGCGUUGUACCGGAGACAGUUGAAUCAUACGACGAUACUCCGACGGUAGUGGACGUAGUUCGUGAAAUUCUCAUUGGCGAGCCACAGCCACAACAGGCAGUUAUCGAAGAACGCGAUGAAACUUUCCUCACAUUUGAAGAAAAAUCUCUCAAGAAACUACAGCAGGAACAGGUCCAAACAGUGCUCGAUGAGGAGAAAGAACCGAAGAAGCUUGAAAAGAAGAUCAAAAAGAAACCCAAAAAGCUUGCUAAGCCGGAGGAAGACGAGCAGCUCCAGCGUCUGCUCAAUUUGGAGGUUGAAAAAACGGAACUGGAGCAAUAUGAAAAGAUUGAGCUGGAAAGCAAACCAAAACCCGAAAAGCCAAAAGUGAAGCUUGAGCCGCAAAAGAUCGAACGGAAGGAACAAAAACCACAAAUGAUGAAAAUCUCUGAGCCAGAAGAACAACCACAGAUGGUACGGCUGAGAAAGGUGAAGGUUCCGGAACGAAAAGAAAUUGAGGAAGUGGUUGUUCCGAAAGUACUGCUCAGGAGUCGGAUCGUAGCUGUUGAAUAUCCACCGUUAGCUCUUCAACCCGUCAUAACUGACCUAUCGGCGGUGCGAGCUGUUGGAGAGAUGUCCAGAAUAGAGGAAGACGAAGCAGAGUUAAAGUUGAAGAAACUGAAGAAAAUCAAAACCAUCAAGGGUAAAAAGGUUGAACUGGAAAAGCCGGACUCCACUGAGUAUGAUGAAGAAAGACCAGAAAAAGAAGAAUUUGACCAAGAGGCUCAUAAAUACCAGCGAAAGCCCAAACAAACCGACGAGGAAAAACCGGAAGACAAGACCCUCAAACUCGGCAAAGGUAAGCUAAAGAAGGAUGACGCGGAAGAAGAACAGGUUAAGCUGAAGAAAACACCGAAGAAACCUCAACCGGAUGAAACGACGGAAGAGAAACCGGUUAAAAAGACUAAGCAAAAGCCAACAGCUCAAGAUGUUGAUGAAAAGCAACGUCAUGUGGAAAAGCCGGAGUUCAAGCCGAUUGAUAUACCAGACUACGACAUUGAAAAAGAAGAAUACGAACCACCGGAACCAGCGGUGGAAGAGCCCGAAGAAACACCGAAAAAGAAGCUUAAGCCACAGCGAAAGCCCAAGGUUCCGGAGGAAAAGGAAGAGGAGGUGAAGCCUCUCGUAUUAGGCAAGGGAAAACCGACACCAGAGGUUCCAGAGGAUGAUGUCAAAUUUAGAAUUCCUACGAGUGAUAAACCCGAAGAGGAACCCGCCGACAUAAAGUUAAAACCAUUCAAAAAGCCGUCCACGGAAGUCGUUAAACCGGACAAGGAAGCUGACCGGGACAUGGUGUUGCCGGCGAGCACCGAAAAGCCGCAAGACGCUGAUACAGAAACGGCUCCUUCGAUAACGGUGAAAAAAGUUGUCAAGAAAACCAAACCAAAACAGAAACCAGACAAUGACGAUCAACAGGAACAGCCCUCGCAAGAAGAACUCCCCGAGACCGUUGCCACAAUUGAAGAUGUCACGCCAGAUGUCGUGCAUGCCGUGGUACCAAAAAUGGUUCCAGAAGAACUCUACCAGCAGCCUGAAGAACUAAUCGUUGCCCCGCAGCCCAUGAGUGACUUUGUGAUAGAGCAGCUCCCUGAGGAAGUUAAAAUGACCGAAGUCCAGACCGAAACCGGUGCCAUCGAGCAGCAGACGGUUAAGAAACGAGUCAUCAAGAAAAAGAAAGACGACAAGGAGGAGAUAAUCGAAAUUGUCACCGUGCAAAAGGGUGACGAACUCCCUGAGUCUACAGUUACAGUUACCCAAGUGACCCCCGAAGAAACCACGGCGCAACCGGAAAGCGCAACGAAGCGCACGGUUCGCAUCAAAAAGACGGUGAAGCCCGACACUCUAGACAGCGAAAUCGAACGCUUGCUCAACCAAGAGAUCGCGAAAACGGAGCUCGAGGUUUACGAAAAGACGGACUUUGAGCCGACCAAGCGUACCAAGGAGGAGGAAACGCCGGUUCCGGCAGAACCACAGCAGCCCAAGCCGGACACCGUCGCGCCCAAGAAGCCCGCCGAUAAGGUGAAGGCCAAAAAACCCAAGCCAGUCACCCCAUUACAAGAAACACCCACAGAAACAUUAGCGCCACAUGAACCAGCCAUCGGACACGAUGAAAUCCAACAGACACUCGACACAUUACACACAGAAGAAACGCUUCCUACCAGUGCAGAUACUGUCGAUUUGCAGGAGGACACGUUCGAGGCGAACGAACUGGUGGAGACAGCACCCCUCGGAGAUGUGGUGCAACCGGUUGACAUACCGGAAGCGGCCAUCGAGACGCCUAAGGUUACCCUGAAGCCUCAGGUCGCUGCAGCACCCAUGGAGCAGGUGUUUGACGAACAGCUGGAACAGGCACCGGUCGUCGAUGUCGUCGUGCCUGAGGAGGCUCAGGCGGCCCCUAGCGAAAUCCUUUCUGCAGCUACGGAGACGCCAACCGUAAGUAAGCCCCUUCUAGAAGCAGCACCUGCCGAGGCCGUGUUUGAGCAGCAGGAAGUGGAAGAGACCGACAGGGUGCCUUCGUUGGCAAUGGAUGAGGUAACAGUGGCAGCCGUCGAUGUGUCCGAUAAUGCAACGCAAAAGCCGACCAUCACAGGCAAGCCCCUGCUCGAAGCCGCACCUGUUGUCGAUCAGUUUGACGUUUCGGUGGAGGAAGCCGACACGGUGGCUUCGCUGACGCUGGAAGAGGAGCACCUGGCACCGGUCGAGGUACCAACUGGAGCAACGGAAGUUCCAGCCGUGCAACUGAAGCCAACGGUUGCAGCAGCCCCUGCUGAAACUCUGCUAGAACAAGCCGUGGAGGAGACCGCCUCCGUCGAGGCAUCGCCAUUGGCAACGGAGACGAUCGUGCCGACGGAUGAGCAGCGUGCGGAACCAACGGAGCAGGCACAGCUGCUCCCGGCAGCCACCAUCGAAACGGCUCCUGCCGAAGCUCCCAAGAAGGUCGCCAAGAAGGUGAAGGUGACGAAGAAGUCCAAGAAAUCCAUCGACGACGACGAGGAGCUGCAGCGACUGCUGAACCUGGAGAUCGAAAAGACCCAACUGGAGCAGUACGAAAAGGUUGAGCUCGACGAGAAGGCGAAGGUUAAGCCGGAAAAGGGUGAGAUUGCUAAGCUAGAACCUAUUAAGAUCGAACGCAAAGAACAGAAACCGAUUCAACCUCAAAUCACUGACACACAAGAACCACAAACAGUUAAACUGCGCAAAACGAUCGUGCCGGAGAAGCGUGAGGUGGAGGAGCCCAGCGUGCCGAAGGUGCUGCUCAAGAGCCGAAUCGAGCACGUUGAGCUGUCCUCCGCCGAUCAGCAGCCGGUGGUGGUCGUCCUGGACACGAGACCGGGCGUAGGAACGCUGUCGCGCAUCGAGGAGGAGGAAACGGAACGAGCGAAGAAGGUGAUCAAGAAGGUGAAGGUGAUCAAGAAAGAAAAGCCGGAGCUGGAAACGCUCGACAUCGAAAAGUAUGACAAGGAGCCGAAAGCGGAGGAGCAGAAGGAGGAAGAGAAGCCGAAGUACCAGCGGCAGGCGAAGGAAACUCCCAAGGACGAACCGGAAGAGCGUACGUUGCAGCUAGGUAAGGGUAAGGUAAAGCAGGAAGAAGAACACCACGAGGAGGUCAAGCUGAAGAAAACUCCAACCAAACCGAAAGAAGAAACGGUGGAGGAGGAAAAGCCGAAGAAAAAGACGCAGGAGCAACCCAAGCAGGGGGAGGUCGAGAAGCAGAAGCGGCAUGUGGAAAAGCCGACGUUCACGCCGACCGACAUUCCGGACUACGAAACGCCUCUCGAGCCAUACGUGCGGCCGGAACCGGAGCCCGAGGAGAAGCCCAAGGAGGAACCGGAGAAACCGAAGGUUCCGAAAGAGCCGAAGGUGCCGGCGGUGCCAGAGGAACCGGAGCACAAGAUCGUGCUGGGCAAGGGUAAGCAGCCGGAACCGGAACCGGAGGAUGAAUUCAAAUUCCGUAAACCGACCCCGGGCAAACCGGAGGAGGAGAAGGAAGAGAUCAAGCUGAAACCGUUCACGAAGCCCACGCCCGAACCGGAAACGAAGGAGCGUGAAGGUGAUCGCGAUAUGGCUUUGCCGACUCCGAAGCCAACGCCUGACGAUGCGGACGUGGAAACGCCGCAGAAAAAGGUUACGAAGAAGGUCAUCAAGAAGCCAAAGACUCCAUCGGAGGAAGAGGCAAAGCCAGAAGAAGCGCCGGCAGACGUACAGUCUCCGGUUGCGGUGGAACCGGUAGAAUCGAAGGCCCAACUGGUCGAAGAAGUGACUCUGCCCGAGGAAGCAAGUCCGGUUGUGCCGGCCGAAAUUCCAAAACCGAUCGAACCGGCACCGAAAUCGGUACCGGCUGAAGAAGUGGCCAGCGCCGUUGAGGAGGCACCGGUCGUUGUCAAACGAGACGAACCAAAGCCUGCUCCGCAGGAGAAGAAGGUUGAACCAGAAAAGCCCGAAGAAAAGAAGGUCGUGCUCAAGAAGAAGGUGGUGAAGAAGCCCAAGAAAGCUUCCAUCGAUGAGGAUGAGCAGCUGCAGCGUCUACUGAACCUGGAGAUCGAAAAGACGGAACUCGAAAAGUACGAGAAGGUCGAUGUGGACAUUAAGAAACCGGAAAAGACGGUCGAAGCUGUGGAAGUUCCACGCGAACCGCAGGUCGCCGAAGUCGAAGAGCCCGCUCCGGUGGAAGUGACGCUCAAACCGAAGAAAACGGUACAGAAGCAACAGGAACCGGAACCGGUGGAAGCUGAGUUUAAGAUAACCAAGAAGCCUCGUCGUCCGGAAGCACCUCAGGAGGUUGAAGAACAGAUAACGCUCAAGCCAACGCCACAGACAACCGAAGAUACAGUGAGUGUGGAGCGCAUCAUAAAGAUCGAAGUUGAGCAGCCAGAACCGGUUGAAGCUCCGGUCAUUGAAGAGAUGGAAGCGGACGAACCGCUCGCCCGGGAAGAGAUCGAAACGGUUGAGCCGGUGGUAGAAGAACCGGCCGACGUUGUGGUACCCGAGGAAGAAAUUGUCCCCGUGCAGUCGCUGGUGGAGGAGGUGCACGAUGUGCAGCCGAUCAUAGAAGAUGCCGUUAUCGAGGCGACGUCGGAGGAGCUGCCGACCACGGUGGAGUCGGUACCGAUUCAGGCAAUCGUCGAAGAGCCACAACCGGUGCCAGCACUGCGUAAGGUAUCCCUCAAACCGGUGGCGAAACCGGAGGAGCCCGUGGUGGAAAAGAAACCGGUUGAAAAGCCAAAGAAAAAGACGGUCGUGGUGAAGAAGAAGAAGGCCAGCGUCGAUGAGGACGCCGAGUUGCAACGGUUGCUGAACUUGGAGAUCGAGAAAACCGAACUCGAACAAUACGAGCGCGUCGAUGUAGAUCUCAAGAAGCGAGAGAAGGUACAGGUCGAGCAGCAACCAAUGCCACAACAGGCGGUCGAGUCGACGAUCGAACCGGAAGAGAGUGCCCAGGUUAAACUGCCCCGCCGGAAGAGUAAACCAAAGGUAGAAGCGGUCGAGGAGACCGAGGUGGAGUUUAAGAUUAAACCGAAAAAGAAACCGGUGGAGGAGGAAACGGUCCAAGAGGCGACGGUUUCGCUGAAAAAACCGAAGAAACCGCAACCGGUGGUGGAGGAAACGGCUACCGAGGAGGUGGUCCUGUUGAAACCCUCCGUUCCAAAACCGGAAGAGGUGGAAGACGUCGAGGAGCUGGUGAAGCUGAAGCCGCAACCGGCUCCGUACACCACCGACGAAGCCGAAGCCUCGCUAGAGAUCGUUCGCGAGGCUGAACAGCCGGAAGCGGAACCGGAACCGGAACCGGCGGUGGUGGUGGUGGAAGAAAAGAAACCGGCGGAAAAGAAACCGGAAGAAAAGAAACCCAAAAAGAAGGUUGUACCGAAGAAGAAGAAGGAAGACGAUAUCGAUGAGAUCACAAGGAAACUGCUCGAAAUGGAUGUACCGAAGACGGAACUCGAGAAGUACGAAAAGAUCGAUCUGGAUGUGGCGAAAAAACCGAAGGAAACGGUCGAGGAAGUGACGAUGGUGAAGCGUCGGCCUAAGCUGAAACCGUCCGUCGACGAGGAGGAAGAGGUGGAGACCAAGCUGUCUCUCCCACGCAAAAAGUCCUCGAUCGCGGAACCGGAAGAGGCGGAAGCAACGUUCAAGAUGGCCCGUAAGCCGUCAGUCGUGCAGCCGGCCGACGAUGUUGAAGCUUCCCUCACGAUCACCCAGGAGCAGGAGGUUCCGGCGCCGGAAGAGGAAAUCACGGAGCAUGUAGUCGUGCGCAAGCAGCGUCCUCGCCCGAAACCGGCAUUCCGCCGCGAGGUACUGGACGAGGAGGAGGUUCGCAUUAAGAAGAUCAAGAAGGUUCGCCAACCGCGGCCCGUCUUCAAGGACAUCGAGCCAGAAAAUGUCACCUUCCAGCCGAAGCGCACGAAGCACAUCGAGGACAUCGAGCAGGAGUUCAAGAUACAGCUCGACUCCUACGCCCGCGAGGAGAUCUCCAUGUCCGGACGCGUGAAACUCCCCGCGCCGUACAGCUACGGCGAAGAGACGGGCGAGGCCCACAUCACGAUCGUCAAGCAGGUGGACGAGGACGACGAGGUCGUCUACGAGGUGAUCUACGACGAUAGCGAGCAGGACGUGGAGGAAGACUAUCGGUACGAGCAGGACGAGGACACCGAGAACGUGGUGAUCGAACUGCGGCGCCGACGCGAAAAGCUCGAGAACCUGAUCAUGCACCACGAGGAAGAAAUUUCCCUCGAUCUGACGCAACGCAACAGAUCACAGUUCACCACCACCACACACGAAGAAGAAUCAUACACACUGAAACAGCCCAAGAAAGUCCUACCGACAUACUCUGAAGAAACCGCAUCGCUGAAAAUAGUUCGAGAAGAAGAUGCCAACGAUAUGUAUUGCAUCCAAGCAGUCGAGGCUGAGAACGAGGAAGCAUUGCACAUGGUUGAAGGAGAGAAGGUUUACGUAAUUGAGCAUAGCAACUCGGAAUGGUGGUACGUGAAGCGUUCGUGGUCGGAAGAGCGCGGCUUCGUGCGCCGGGAAUAUCUAAUGGAUGCCGUCACGUAUCCGCAGUACGUGCAGAAGAUGCUGAACGAAAAAAUCGACAAGCUGCCAGUGUUCGAGAAGCCGGCCGCCAGCGAGCGGCCGCUUGCGCCGAAGAUCAUCGAAAAGCUGCAGCCGAUCACCACGCAGGACGGCUACACGGUGCAGUUCGAGUGCAAGGUGGAAGGUUUCCCCCGCCCGUCGAUCACCUGGUUCCGCCAGACGGCCGUCAUUAAGUCGUCGCAGGACUUCCAGAUCUACUACGACGACGACAACGUUGCCACGCUGAUCAUUCGCGAGGUGUUCCCGGAGGAUGCGGGCACGUUUACGUGUGUGGCGAAGAACAUUGCCGGCUUUGCGUCCAGCUCGACGGAGCUGGUGGUGGAUACGGUUACGUCGGAUCACGGUUCGGACGUGGCGACCCUAUCCCGCAAGAGUAUGUCCCGCGAGUCGUCGCUGGCGGACAUUUUGGAGGGUAUCCCACCGACGUUCUCGCGCAAACCGAAGGCACAGUACGUGGACGCCGGUUCAGAUGUGCUGCUCGAGUGUCGCCUGGUGGCAGUGCCCGAGCCAGACAUCCUGUGGUACUACAACGGCGUGGAGAUCGAAAGCAAGGAUAACGUGCAGGUGGUCGUCGAGUCCGACAUGCACAUGUACUGCACGGUGGUGCACAUCAGAGGCAUCGACAAGCUGCAGGAAGGCUCGUACCAGGUGGUGGCACGCAAUCGUGAAGGUGAAUCAUCGCUCGACAUCGUGGUGAAGGUGAAGACGGGCGUGCAGGAGCCGCCACAGAUUUUGGAACCCCUGAAGAGCAUGGCCAUCCGCCAGGGUGAAACGGUGGUGCUGUCCACGCAGAUCGUAGGCAAUCCCACGCCCGAGGUACAGUGGUUCAAGAAUGGAGUCGCGCUCGAGGUGAAACCGCAGGUCGAUCGUAACAUGUACACGGUGACGCUGGUCGCACCGACGCACGACAACGCCGGCGAGUACACGGUCCGUGCCAAGAAUCCGGCCGGCAGUGUGGAGACGAGCGCUUUCCUCACCGUGGACGAGUCGAACAUCGGUAACCCGCAGGCCCCACUCUUCCUGGAGCGCUUCGAGGAGCAGAGCGUGCCGCAGGGUGGCUCCAUUAAGCUGCCAGCGAAGGUAACGGGCAAUCCCGUACCGGAGAUCCUUUGGUUGCGUAACAACAACACGCUUCUUCCGUCGAAGCGCGUCAAACAGGCGUACGAUGGGGAAAACAUCGAGCUGCUCAUCAACAACGCCGACUCGGAGCAGGACUCGGGCAACUACAAGUGUAUCGCAUCGAACACGAUCGGCAAGGCAUCGCAUGGUGCCCGGGUGACGGUCGAGGUGGACAAGGUCACGUUUACGCGCAAGCUCAAGAAAACGAUCACCGUCGAGGAGAGCCGCGCGGUGACGUUGGAGUGCGAAACGUCACACACCGUGUCGACCAAGUGGUUCCACAAUGGCAAGGAGCUGAGCGGCAUGGAUCACCGCAUGAUCGUGCAGGAGGGCAAGGUGCACAAGCUAAACAUCAAGAAUCCCACGAUCAACGACACGGGCGUUUACCGGUGCACGGUGAAAGACCAACAGACUGAGUGCCGCCUGACGGUGAUAGAGGCCAAGCCCGAGUUCCUGCGCAAGCUGGAUGACGUCGAGACUAAGGAAAAGGAGAACGCCGUGCUGGAGGUGGAGAUCACCUCCGAGACGGCGGACGUCACGUGGUACAAGGAGGGUCGCAAGCUGGUCGAAACGCCGGGCAAGUACGAGUUCGGCAAGAAGGGCAAAUCGCGCGUCCUGUUCGUACGCAACACGUCCGUACACGACGAGGGUGAGUACACGUGCGCUCUGGCCGACCAGGAAUGCUCGGCGGAGGUGUCCGUCAUCGAGCUACCGCCGGAGAUCAUCAGUGCGCCACGCGACGUUACGGUGGCCCGCGGCGAAGACGCCUUCUUUGAGCUCGAGCUAACCAAGGGCGACGCCCUGGUGCGUUGGUACCGCAACGAAGAAGAGCUUUCGUUCAACGGCCACGUCCAGCUGACGAUCGAUGGCAAACGUCAAACGCUCAAGAUCAAUCGGACGGUCGAUGCGGAUGCGGGCGAGUACACUUGCUUGGUGGGCGAACAACGGGCUCGGGCACGAUUGACCGUCGAGAAGCCGGUUGUCGACUUUGUGCGCCGCCUGCCCGAGGUCACGCUGACCACCCGCGACAACGAUGCCGUGUUCAGCGUGGAGCUGUCCGAGUCUGCCGAUGUGGUCUGGUAUCGCAACAACAGGAUCAUCGCCUCCAGCGACUCGCGUUACGAGCUAAUCGUGGAGAAGUGCAUCCGCAAGCUGAUCAUCAAGGGCGCCUCGGAGGCCGAUGAGGACGAGUACACGUGCACGGUGUCCAAUGCGAAGACGUCGUCCCGACUCAAAGUCGAAAUCAUCAAGGUGGCCCCGACCAUCUUCGAGGACGGACCGAAAACGUUCACCAUCCGCAAGGACGAGGACAUCACGUUCAACGUCAAGUUCAACGCGACGCCGAAGCCGGAAGCGGAAUGGCGCGUCAACAAGCGCGUCAUCAUCCCGUCGGCCAAGUUUAUCGCCACGGUUACGGAGGAGACGGCCAGCCUGACGAUCAAACGAGCGGCCGAGGUCGAUGCCGGCGAGUUCACGCUCAAGCUGACGAACGAGUGUGGUGAUGCCAGCACCUCCUUCACGCUCAUCAUCAAAAAACAACCCGGAGCUCCGGAUGCACCGGAAGCGACAUUGAUUACGGACGAUUCGAUCACGCUGUUCUGGAAGGCACCGAGCGACGAUGGCAACAGCCCCAUCACGGAGUACGUGCUUGAGUACGAGGAAAAGAGCCAGAAGAAAUGGACUGAAAUUACUAGCAUCACCGAAACGACGACCACCGUUACGAAGCUAACGAAGAACUGCGAGUACACAUUCCGUGCCACGGCGGUGAACGAGGUGGGCAAGGGUCCGGCAUCACCCAACUCGCCGUACUACAAGAUUGCGGCUCCGAUCCAGAAGGAAGCGCCCACCGUGAGCGAGCACCUGAAGGACGUCCGCGUCGGUCUCGGCCAGUCGGUGACGCUCAGCUGCAUCGUGACGGGCGUCCCGGUGCCCGACGUGGCCUGGUUCCGCAACGGCCAGCCACUCAAGCAGGACGUCGUGUCGUACGAGAACGGGUGUGCCAAGUACACGCUCAAGUCGACCACCGCCGAGAGCGGCGCAACGUACGUGUGCCGGGCGACGAACGAGGUAGGCAGCGUGGAGAGCAGCUGCCAGGUGACGAUCGAGGAAAAGCCGACGGUGACGGUCGAGAAGAAGCAGAUCGUGCAGAAACUGCGCGUCGGCGACGAAUGGAAGGUGGUGGCCGACUUCACCGGUUUCCCAGCGCCGGAGGUUGUAUGGUACCGGGAGGAGCAGGUCCUCACCUCGACCGCCGAGCAUACCAUCGUGACCGUAGGCCAAUCGUCGACGAUCGUUAUCGCCGCACUGGAUCGUGCGCACACGGGUAAAUACAUCGUCGAGGCGCGCAAUUCGGCCGGCGCGGCUCAGGUCGAGCUAAAGCUCAAGGUGAUCGACAAACCGAGCAAACCGGAAGGUCCGAUCGUCGUGCGCGAGCUCAGCCCCGAGGCGGUCGUCAUCGAGUGGAAACCACCGUCGGACGAUGGCGGUCUGGAGAUUUCCCAGUUCACCAUCGAGAAAUGCGACGACGCCAAUAAGAACGCCUGGAUCAAGGUGGCGGAUGUGCAGCGGAACAUCAAGUCGUACUGUAUCCAGAAGCUGAUUGACAGCACACAGUAUCACUUCCGCGUGAUCGCACAGAACCCGGUCGGUUGUUCCGAGCCGCUCGAGAGCGCCACCAUCAAGAUUCAGCAGACGCUCGAGCCACCAUCGCCACCGCGGGGUCCUAUCGAAACGGCCGGAAUGUCCAGCAACUCGUUCACGAUCAUGUGGCAGCCGUCGGAAUCCAACGGUGGCAGCAAGAUCACCGAGUACAUCGUCGAGGUGAAGGAGGCCAAGAAGAAGGUGUGGAAGGUGGUUGGCACGACGAGCGCCUCCGACACGUCGCUGCUGAUCGAGAACCUCUCGAUGAACAAGGCGUACGACUUCAAGAUCACCGCCAAGAACAAGGUGGGCACAAGCCAACCGCUCCAGACGGAAGAGUCCAUCGUCGCCGGAAAGGAAAUCACACCCCCAUCAGCACCACGCAAUCUGCGCAUCGUCAACGUGACCAGCAAGAGCGUCAAGCUCGAGUGGCAGCAGCCGGAAACGAACGGAGGAUCCGACGUGACUGGCUAUGUCAUCGAGAAGCGGCUCACGACCGCUCAGCAGUGGACCAAGAUCAAGACGCUCGAGGCGAGCGUGCUGUCGUACUGCGUGGACAACAUGAAGGAAAAGACGGAGCUGGUGUUCCGGAUAUUUGCCGAGAACUCCGUCGGCCUGAGUGCGCCUGCGGUAUCGGAGACUGUCGUCCUGAAAUCUCAUGCCACUGUUCCGUCGCCACCGACCGGUCCACUGGAGGUGCGGUACCUAGGACCCAACAUCAACAUUGUCGAGUGGGGCAUUCCGGAAUCGGACGGUGGCGCCCCGCUGGAGGGCUACAACAUCGCCAUUCGCAAUGCGAAGAAAACGAUGUGGAUGGAGGUGGGCCGGGUGACGGCCGACUGUCAGGCGUUUAACAUCAAGGACCUGCAGGAAAGCGAAGACUACCUCAUCCGUAUCAUGGCUCGCAACGAGGUCGGUGUUAGCGAACCACUGGAAUCAGAAGAACCGUACACAGUGCAGCUUGGUGCCGCUCCGGAUGAUGUUCACGAUGAAACGACACGAGACUUCUCGGAACCUACCGGCACGAAUACCUCGUCCUGGUUGCGUGAACACAACAUGACGGCUGACAUUAGCAGCUACGCUCGCCAUAAGCUGCUGAGCAGAAGGGAGUACUUCUUCAAGCUGUGGAUCAACGCCAAGAACCUUUUCAAGUAAACGGCUGGCUAUUCAAGCCCCAUUCUUAAGCCCCGUUCGGGCAAAUGUACAGUCCUAUCAUUAUCAGAAACAGAGAGAGAAAAAGUAAUAUCCAAUAUCUUACCCCACAAUACCGAUUACGGGCUUCCGGUUCAAGUUCCCUUCAAACACUAUUUGUAUGUAAAUGUUGCCUAUACGAAGUUGUCUAUAAUAUCGUAUCCUCCACUCUGGAGACUGGAUCAUUCGGAAGUAGUGACGAUGUGUCCUGUGACCGUCCGCUAGCCUCUUCGAUCGAUAGAACCGACGUCCGAGAACGAUCGAUGAACGCGGUAGUCAGUGAAAUGUGCUAGCGAAAAAUAGAAAGAACGAGCGACAACAAGCAAGAUGGAGGGAAGAUUCUUCAUCUAACUGUGAUAAAAGAGCAAUAACAACAACGGCGGUAAAGCCUUCGGAGAAAGUGGAGCCUCACGACACAUCACAACAGCAAGAGAGAACAAAGAGGGGUUUCACUUCUGAACCUAUUGCUACUAUGGAGGGACGUCUAUAUAAUCGUAACUUGUAUUUAGUUAGCCAAUGAAAACAAUCGAGAAGAAAACCAAACCCGCUGGAAAUCAGCAACGACUCGCAGCAUCACGACAGGGUACGAACAGGAUUAUCUGUGGCCCGGCUGCGUUUGAAAACGGUGCCAUAGCGACCAGAAAAGCGCUUCAAUGAAGAAGGACACGUUUCGUGCCAUUUCCUGUAAACGAUUGUUCACUCCCCCAUGCCCCCCCCCCCC
Messenger RNA from Anopheles coustani, 69877 nucleotides. RefSeq names its product titin. The transcript is spliced from 58 exons. NCBI's taxonomy places the organism in Eukaryota, Metazoa, Arthropoda, Insecta, Diptera, Culicidae. Gene Ontology annotation, molecular function: protein binding. The record is from RefSeq and is a predicted model, not a curated record. The coding region runs from base 1 to 69120 and encodes 23039 amino acids.